GCCGGAGGAGAGUUCCUUCGCCGGGCAGGGAUGGCCAAGCCGGAGCACGUGAAAUAAACAAGCGGCUCCCGGAGCUCUCGCCGCCUCCCCAGACGGAGGCUUUUCCGUCCGAGAGGCCAACAUGAUUCCGCCCAGCGACGCGACACAAGUCAGCCCGGAGGACGUGGAGAAGGACCGCGACCCGGAGAGCCCCGAGCAGCCGCCUUCGCCUGCCUCCACCACCAGCCAGGAAUCCAAGGUCGGUCCCGCUCGCUCCAUCCGUGCAUCCCUAUUCGGAGAGGGGAUCGAUCUCUCUCCAUGGCCAGGCGCGCUUACGUGCCCGUCCUCCUUUUGCGCCUGCAAAAAUGUCUUUGAGGUGGGAUCUCGCCAUUCACCUGGCGGAGCUGGGAAAGAACGGGGGGCGGGGGGGGCACCUGGCUGGGUUUAGGAUUAGUUUGCUUAUUGCAUUUAUUUUCUGGAGGGAGAGGUUUCAAAGCACUCUGUCAGACCAUUCCUCUGUUUGGCACUCCGGUUGCUCUGGCAUCACGUGUUGAUCCUCAUGAAAUAGACUGUGACAGAUUUAUUAUAGGAAAGUUGCCUGUGUGUGUGUAUGUUAAAAAAUGUCUUUCCAGGAACUUUGCCAUUCAGCUGAUAAAUAGGUCAGUAGCUGAAGUCUAGCUGAAGAGCUGCUAUUGUAGGGGAAGAACUGCCAUCCAUAAUAAUAAUAAUAAUUUUAUUGUCUGGUACCCCGCCCAUCUGAGUGGGUUGCCCCAGCCACUCUGGGCGGCUUCCAACAUAUAUAAAGAGCAUGAUAAACGGGACCACCCCCCUCUUGCCUCCCCAAAAAUCAUAUUUUAUUGGCCUGGUUUGGCUUACCUGAUUUAGGAAAAUGAUGCUUCUGUUCUGCAUUCCAUCCCUCAAAAUUAAGUGAUAUAAUAGGUAAGAAGUUUCGGAGUGGAUUACCUGAAUUAGAAACAAAGAUCUGUAAGUGAGCAGAAGGAAGAGCAGAUGAGCAGAACAACGGUGCUCUUCUGUUUAACGGGAGCAUGACGUAAGAGGCAGGAGUUACCUAAAACAACUUGUUAGCUAUUCGUGUUGCUGCUGAUAAACACAACUUCUCAUAGACCUUGUGCCCUGGUAUUUAACAGAAGACCAACCCGCACAUUUGCCACAGCGGAUUUUAGUGAUGUGAUGUGCCACAAUUCUUUGGCACGCCCUUUGAAAAGGAUUGCAGCAUCUUCCAAAAUGAGCACCUUGCCAUUUUACAGUCACCCCCUCCUGUUACAAGUGGAAUAGAUUUGGAAUGCUCCUCCAGAAUAGUAUUACUAUUAGUAGGGUAAAAUGGAUAAUGGUCGCUGUAGCCACCUUGACAGGCCUUGAGCAUCCUCGUGGAAGUUGAUAUGAUCCUAACUGGCACUUCAAAGGUGGUGCUCAGCAGGAUGGAAGUUUGUGCUUUGAAUGAGGAGGUCAUGUGGACAAAUGGACUUGCCACCAUGCUGUCAAAGAGGGAUUGUUCAUUGCUUGUGGCUACAGCACCGUACAGUCUUGAUUAUAGCUAUUGAUGUGUUACUUCCUUCCAAAUCUAUGGGAGAUAUAUAUGAGUCAGUGGCAACUGAUGACGGGAUUGCAGCCUAAACUCAGGAAAUAUAAAUAGGGUUUCAUUUUCUCCUUACCUUUUAUAGUAACUAACUAUGACAGGCAUGUCCAAAGUCCGUUUCGUGGGCCUAAUUUGGCCCGCCGGUCAAUUUAAUCUGGCCCCUGUGGCAGUUUUUUUAAGGUAAAAUCCUUAAAAAACCUCAACAACUUCAAUCCUAAAAGAAGCUCAACAAUUUUGGGGUAAAAUAAUUAAAAAGCUCAGAACUUCAAGAACUUCAAUCCUAAAAAAAGGUCAACAACUUGGUCCAACUUGGUCAGCCCCCGCGGCCCUUCACUUCAUCAAAUCUGGCCCUCUUUGAUAAAGUUUGGACACCGCUGAACUAUGAUUUGAUGUGGAGGGGUGUAUGCACGUUGGGCACAAAGCAAAAUAUUUUAGAUCAUAGAAUCAUAGGAUUGUAGAGUUGGAAAGGACCCUGAGGAUCAUCUAGCUCAACCCGCUGCAAUGCGGGAAUAUGCAGCUGUCCCAUACAGGGAUCGAACCUUGGCAUUAUCAGAACCACACUCUAACCAACUGAGCUAUCCAGGAAAUAUUGUGUAUGAAUAUAUUUCACACAAUGCAGAGUUCAUUGUGUGUACCCACCUCUCAAAAUACACACGUGGAGUGUUAAAACAUAAAUGUAAGUACCAGUGUGUUGUUGGUCCUUCAGGCUUUGAUGCAAGGUCUCAAAUGCUAGUAAUUUUGCUUUCAGACAGACACAAUAGUUCUUAAAAACUCAAAAGGGCUUUUAAACAUCAGGUAUUGUUUAGUAACGUAUUUGUGGAGUACUUUUGGUGUUUUCUUCUAAUGAAGAAUGUAAAAUGUACUACUAGUUUUGUUGUGGUAUAACAAUGUGAUGCCAGUAUUCCAACUAAGUUUGCUAAUAUUCAUACAACAGUCGAAAACAAAAUUAGGAGGAGUGAAAUAAUCUCUUUCCAAUUUCAGAUUUGCAUUUGGAAAGACACAUUUUAAAGAUCUGUAUUCUUAUUUGGUCAGUUUUUUCAUUUAGGCAAAAUUAAAAUGUUGGCUCCACAAAUAAUCAACAGUUUGAAACUAAUCACCAUUGAAACCAAUUUCAGUCAGUGUUACACCCUCCAAUGUUAAAUCUGGAAAGAAAUGAUAAACUACAUGGGGCAUUCUGGAGUUUGUUUCUUAUCAGGUGGGAAACCAUGGCCUUUCUGAAAUAUCCAUACUAGUUUUCCUUUUGGUAAUUGGCUCAAACAAACACAUGUUGGGGUUGUACUAUUAGUACACAUCUGCAGCCAUUGAUGGCGAAGUUUUAUAUAUGUUCAUUUUAUUAAAAAUAUUAAAGGGUGGCAGCCAGUCCCAGACUGGUGUCCUUUGAUGUUAUAUCAAUCAAUCAAUUUAUUACGGUCAUAGACUAGACCAGGCAGCCGGCACGCAUGCCCCUUUUCACAGGAGAAGGCAAGCAUGUUGCAAACGCUUGCACUCCACUCUGGCCCCCUGCGCCUUUGGGCGGCCCCCUUGCUCCUCACCUGCAGAGCCUUUGAUGUUAUACAGCACAACAGGGGAAGGUUUCAAGAUAAGGGGAAAGGGAAAAUGUGUCCUUUUUCUUCAUCCAUCCUGAAACUUUAUCCACGACACUGUGAAUCCCAGAAUGCUCUCCAAUGGCCCCUGUUCUAUCUUGGCCAGGGGCAUUUGUGUUAGAGGGUUGGAGAACAGAAACAUGCCCCCCCCCCCCAAAAAAGUGUUUCAGAUCCCUGCUGGUUACUGCUCAAUCUGAAAUUGCUUUAUACUCCCGCUUUGUAGAUAAAUAAUUAGGGAAGGGAAGAACAGUACACUGCUCCCUCUUCCCUACCCACAAGUGUAACAGGCAGAUAUCAUAACUGGAUGUUUUGUUUCCAUGGGUGCAACACUCAUGUGGCAGCUUUCGUUUCUGGAGUACAGAUCCCAGGUUUAAGGGCAAAGUCAGGCAGUUUUUAUAGUGGUGCACUUUGUAAACACAGCACUAAGGCGGCGGCUUUUGCAAUUCCGUGGCUGCCUUUUGGCCUUAACUCUGAGACCUGCGCUCCAGGGCGGCUGCUCCUACAGGUCCUUUACAUGUGUGGUCCUAGCACUGUUUCAUGGAAACAUGCGAAAGCAACUGUUCUUGCAGAUCUUACUUCCUUCUGGCCUUAGAAAGAAGGCCGGGAGAGAGCCAAGAACACAGUGGGCACUUUUUCACUUUCUGAGAAAAGUUCUUUGAAAUAAAUGAGGCUUAUUGCCAAGUACCUGUCAUUUGAGAAGGGAUUGCAAGUGAUCCUUGGUGCAAUUAUUUUCAAAUUACUGUUUAAUGGAUAGUUGCAAUCGGACACUUUUUCAUAACUCUUCCCUCACUCCUGCCCCAUUCAGCCUACAUCAUUUAUAAUUAGAUUUUCUGGAUGUCUUUUGCGGGAUCUAAUCCCUCGCGAAGUCUGUGGACUUUCACUGUUGCAGAGAUUUGAUCCUGGCUUAGUCAGGUAUUCUAACCACUAUACCAUGCAUAAGUAAUGUGUGGCCCUCCAGAUAUGGUAGAACUACAACUAUCAAACCUGACCAUUGGUCAUGCUGACUGGGGCUGAUGGGAAUUGAAGACCAACACAUCUGCAGGGCCACAGAUUCCCCGUCCCUGCACUAAAAGGUAAAGGGUAAAGGACCCCUGGACAGUUAAGUCCAGCCAAAGGCAACUAUGGGGUGCAGCGUUCAUCUCGCUUUCGGGCCAAGGGAGCCAGCAUUUGUCCAUAGACAGCUUUCUGGGUCAUGUGGCCAGCAUGAUUAAACCACUUCUGGCGCACCAGAACACCAUGACGGAAACCAGAACACACGGAAAUGCCGUUUACCUUCCUGCCGCAGUGGUACCUAUUUAUCUACUUGCACUUGCGUGCUUUCAAACUGCUAGGUUGGCAGAAGCUGGGACAGAGCAGCAGGAGCUCACCGCAUCACACAGAUUAGAACCACUGCCCUUUCAAUCGGCAAGCCCAAAAGGCUCAGUGGUUUAGACCUCUAUCCCUCCACUAAACAGAAUGCAAAUCAGCAGAAUCACUGACUUGUAGAAUUGUGGAGUUGGAAGGGAGUUGCGAGGAUCAUUUAGUGCAACCCCCUGCAAUGCUUUUGCCCAACGUGGGAUUCAAAUCCAUGAGCCUGAGAUUAGGAGUCUCAGGCUCUACCAACUUAGCUACCAAGUUUUUCACCAGAUGAAUCACGUCCAGCUGCAGGUAGAAGGUUUUAAGGUGGGUUAAUACAUCGAUCCAUUCAAACUCAAAGAGCAUGUUGGCAAGAAACAUAAACUGGUCUCUCCUUUGCAUUCCAGUUUUAUUUUGUAUAGUAAGAUUUCCCCACCCCCUUCCAAACAUGCCCUCUCCGACUGUCAGGCUGCAGUCGAGAUGAAGUGUUACCGUGUGAUGCUGCUGGUUGUGAGAAAUGGCUGUGAGUUACAGAUCAGCUUGAACUGGGGUGGGAGGUGGGACUGAGUUGUGCUAAUUGCACCAAUCUGUUUAAAACUCGUUUUGAUACUGUAUUUUUAAAUUGCUGUAACUCACCCUAGUGAGUUUGGCCGCUACACUCUAGAAGUCUGCAAAGCUGAAGAGCCCAAGGCAGGGGCUGAUGGGAAACAAAGCAAGCUGGGGAGAAUCGAUGUGGCUUGCUUGCUCAUCUGCAAGUUGUCUAAAACAAACCGUGGCUUAGGGUUACUUGCAAAUGAAACCUAUUGACGUUUGUUUUAAAACACUUGCAGCCUGCCUAGUUAACCUUGAUCCUUUAAGGAAGCAAUCCUAACCACACAUACUUGGUCAUGAAUUCUCCAUCACCCUAAGCAAAUGUGUCUUGGAUUUAGGUAUGAUUCUCCCAAAAAUUACAGGCCAGAUUCUACUGCCCUUAUGUGCUGACAUCUGAUUAGCAUUUCACACAACACGCCACCUGCUUCAUUCUGAGUGCAUUUAUUAGUAUUGACUCCAGUCCAUAAAACUGCCAAGGGUCACACAACUUGAUCUGCCUUAAUUGGUUGAAUGAAGUCUAACUUGCACUUCAGUGGAACAAGCAGUAACAGACACCCCUGAGGUUGCAUGGUUGUACUCUGUUUACUAUCACAUCGUACCUUACUGCUGUAUGUGAUAUAUACCUGGCACACAAAACCUAAACCUAAAAAGCUAUGGUUUGCAGAAGCUAGGGAGGUGUUUGCCAAUAGACACUUACUAUAUUAGGACUUGGUCAGCAGCCUUCACCACUGCAACUGUUGCAUUGUAGCAUAAAACCUGAUCCUAUGGAGACAACAUAUUAGGCCAUUAAUAUAUCUGAUCCCAUUGCUAGCAACAAUCCUGAAUUAUUUCUUUUAAUUACUUUCAUCUAUUUGUUUGUCUGCCUGUCUGCUUCAGCUUAUUAUAUAGGUGGUGGACUGGUCUUAUCUAUGUUCUAUUGUAUAUAGGCAUUUCUGCUAUUUGACACGAAUGCUUAACCUUUAUAAUAUACAGUACUUGGGAUAUUUUUGUUGAGUUACUAUUUGAAGUGCAGUGUUGAUCUUGGAUAAUAUUUGCUUGCUGCUUGCUCGUUCCCUUUUUUAGUUUUCGCAUGAUAGUUUAUUACAUGAUAGAUUAUAGAUUUUACGGCUUGGUUUUGUGAUUCUUCUAUAUAUUCUUCUAUACAUACAGUCCAUGCUUUGGUAGAGUUUGAUGGGUCCAAUUUGUAUGUUUACCAAUAUUCUUAGGGAUGGAGCAAAUCCUGACUUCUGGAAGAGUUUUCAACUUUCCUCUUUCAGGAGAGAGUGGCCAGUUAAUGCUUUCUCCUAUAACUUCUCAUUCAAAUCUUUCUACUUGUCUCUUCUGACUCCUGUCUCUUAAGCUUCAAUUUAAAAAUUAUAACCCAAGGAAUCAUAGAAAUUUAUCUUGGCAUUGUAAUUAUUGGAAUAUAAUGAUCUGUUCACAAUUGCAUCAGAGUUUUAGAGCGGUUUCUGUAGAAUCCUACCACAUUCAUGUUAAAUUUAUCAGUGCUUUACUAUGAUUCAGUCAUCCUUUACUAUGAGAAGGGAAAGGGGUAUUUUAUUCUAAGUGCAAUCAUACUAGGCUCCCUGUCUGUUGUGGUAUCUGUCUGUCUUGAGAGACAAUGGACCUCCAGGGUGAAGUCAAACCGCUGCUUUAGCAGCACAGAAGUGAUCUCCCCAGGGCACAAUCCUGGGCAGAGGGCAUGGAAGUUCUGGGCUCUCCAGACAACAAGGCUCCACUCUCAACCUCACUGAUGUCGUCCAAAGGAAAGCAGAGCAAUACGUUUAGCACCAGCUACAGGAGUUGCCAGAAGGAGGUGUACAAAGCACCAUCCAACCGUCUUAGGGACUGCACUCUGGAUUUACUCCCUAGCCUUUUCUUCUCUCAAAGAUGACACACAAGGCAGGACCUGACUUCCUUCUCCUUGAUGAGCUACCUUCUCAGGUUGAUGAGCCCCAUUUGCCCUCACUUCUCUCUUUAACACAUUCAGAAACCACCUUCUUGACCAUUGGACCCACUCUUGGUCUUGUCCACUCCAUCUGCCAGAGCCUGUCUUCACAUGCAGGGGAAGUCUGUAACUCACGGAGGGUUUGAGACCCAUUAACCACCUUCACAUGGUUUAGCUGGCCAGUCAAAGCUGUUCCCGAGGUGUAGCCGCUGUUGCAUGCUGACAAGCAGAGGGCCUUCUUGGUUGUGGCACCCACCCUGUGGAACACCCUCCCAUCAGAUGUCAAGGAAAUAAACAACUAUCUGACUUUUAGAAGAAGACACCUGAAGGCAACCCUGUUUAGGGAAGUUUUUAGUGUCUGAUGUUUUAUUGUAUUUUUAAUAUUUUGUUGGAAGCCAUCCAGAGCGGCUGGGGAAACCCAGCCAGAUGGGCAGGGUAUACAUAAUAAAUUAUUAUUACAGUGGUACCUUGGGUUACAUACACUUCAGGUUACAUACGCUUCAGGUUACAGACUCCGCUAACCCAGAAAUAGUACCUCAGGUUAAGAACUUUGCUUCAGGAUGAGAACAGAAAUCACGCGCUGGCAGCAGUGGGAGGCCCCAUUAGCUAAAGUGGUGCUUCAGGUUAAGAAGAGUUUCAGGUUAAGAACGGACCUCCGGAACAAAUUAAGUACUUAACCCAAGGUACCACUGUAUUAUUGACAGCUUCUGGGAGCUACAGGUGAGAGUUGAGUGCAGAGUCUUUAGAAAAAUUCUAAUCAAACUCUAACCAAGUGUUCUGUUCCCAGCUUCUAAUAUGGUGAUAGGGAGACUCCAGUGACCCUCAGGAUAUUGCUGGACUCCAGUUCCCAUCAGCCCCAGUCAUUGUGGCCAAAGGCCAGAGAUUAUGGGAGUUGGAGUCCAGCAACAUCUGGAAGGUUGCAGAUUCCUUGCUUAUGUUUUAAUGCAUCUCAUAUUGCAUAAAAUCAGGGUCUCCUUUCACAGCAUGUGCCUCUUCCUACCCCCUUGUGCAAAAUCCUAAAGCUGGCUGCUGUGAACAUUUGUGCACUACAGCGUGUUCUGGUUUUUGUUAUUUGCAAAGCAAUAAAAGUGUCUGAGCUCACUUGACUAGGUCCAAUUCAAAAAAAAGCAUUGGAAUGCCCUAUGACUUCACUGCACCCUAUAUAACACCCACAUAGCUCCCUUGGCAGGACACUUUCAGAGAGCAACUCCUGGAACGAGGGUUCAAGAAUCAUGCACUGACAGCAGCUCACUGCAUACAGCCCUUUGGGAAGGACCACAGCUCAGUGGUAGAGCAUCACUUUCCACACAGAAUGCCCCAUGUUCAGUCCCUGGAAUCUCCAGGUAGGGAUGGGUGAGACCCCUGGGCAGGACUACCCCUGAUGUCAUACUGAUGCCAGGAGAUUGGCAGCUGUCAAAGGUUUGUGCAAAGCUUCCUAAAGCCCUAUGCUCAGCACUUCCCAAGUGCAGCACUUCUGAAGGGCCUGGUCAUCAGCUGCAUGUCGAGCUCUUGGGAAGCAGAGCGCAAGAGGCUCUGCAGGCACCACUAGCCAGCAGGACCUGCAAACCUGCUUUCAGUUGAGCCCCAGCCUUACCUACCCCACAAGUGGGUGUGCAAAGCAAGCAGGUGGGGCUUUGCUGAAACAACCUUGCAGGCCAAAUGGAGAGGUCUGGCAGGCAAAAUUUGGCCCACGGGCUGGAAGUUGCCCACCCUUGUGUUGGAGCAAUUGAAUUCAGACAAGGUGCAGUAUUCACAUAUAAACAAAGGGGGUUGGGGAGACAUGGGAGGGAGUCACAGCCUUUACCCUUCAUAGCCCUUGCGCUGACCCAUUACAAAGGGAGGGUCACUAAUGUCUGUUCAGUUUCCUUAAACCUCAGAGGAAGUGCCAGGUCAACACAAUCCUGUUCCUGCCAGCAAGCAUGCGGAUUUCUAAAGGAUGAGCUGUUCCUGAGCCAAAGGGGAUUCCAUGAGAAAGCAGCUAUAACUUAGCAGCUCAGCACAGUUCUAAUGAAAGUAUGAGACAGGUUCAUUUACAGCCUAUUGCAAACACUGACUUUCCCUAGACUGCUAUGCAUUUGUAGGCACACCCACCCACAAACUCAUACCCCCAUACGCUUAAUGGAUAGUAAAUACAUCCUAAUAAAAUUAAGUUUCCAAUAUAGAUAUGCAGAGAAGACCCAGGUCUUGAGGUAGAUUAUCCGGCUUGCAAUCCUAUUGAAGCUAAUUGGUUUUAAGUCAUGGUGUGUUUGACCGAUAGAGUUGCAUGGAGAUUUCCCCUGCAUAAUAGAAUUAAUACCUUUAGAGUCUCUAUUGGUGACGGAUAGGUUACUAGCUACUGAAUAUUUUAAAAGGGCAAGGAAAUGGCAUGCAGACUAUGUUCAUCCAUCCUUCAGUCUGCUGAGUAAACAUGCAAACUUCAGUUUCAAGGAGGGAAACUCUUUUAAAAAUAUUCCCAAAGAGGAUUUGAAAACAGCCAGCUCUUCCAGAGCUGUUUUCCAUACGUCUGCAUAAAAUGGUGAGUACACAUUGUGCAUAAAUGAGACUUCUUAUACAGAGGAGGGGGUGAAUUAGAUACUAAACUGGACAUACACACUGUGAACUUUUCAAGGUGUAUCCAUUCACCGAGCAAGGAAGAGCUGGUGUUUAUCUAUGAAUAACUGAUUUUAAACUUCUGUCUUGAUUGAGGUACCAGCGUGUAAUGUAUCUCCCCCUCUUUACUUGUACAUAUUGCCUAGAUUUGAAUAUUGUCUCACUAGCGAAUGUUUCCAUUUUAUUUUAUUUAAAUAUAUUUUCAUUGAUUACCAAUAUAUAACAACAAUUACAAGAAAUAGAUACAAAAGCAAAAUCCCAACUAACCCGCCUCCAGGACAGAUAAAUCUUGUUAAGUUUGCCAAAGUUCAAUCUGUGGUUAUACAUCUUUGCAUUAAUCAGUUCUUAGUGCAUUUCCCCAUUCGUUUCGUCACUUGACAAAGGUUGUUUUUUUUUUUUAAAAGAGAGUAGAAGUGUUGCACCAAAAUACUUUAAUCUACUUUAAUGCACAAAGCCGAAUUUUCAAUAUGCAAUUGAAUCCUUCCUACAAAAUGCUGCGGAAAGCCCAUGUUUAUAGGCUUCACACCUCUACCAAAUCCUGGUAGCAGCAGGGCAAAGCUGUUGCCUUCAUGGCUUUUUUUGUCAGCUUCCUAGAGGCUGACGGCUGUUUGCAGCAAAAUGUUGGAUUAGAUGAAUGGGUACCCGCAGGAGGGGAAGCAAGAGGAGGCAACCAGUGAACCCCCAGAUGAACCAUUAUCACCAGAUUCCCAGCUUUCUUACAAAAUAAAAGUUUCUAGCAUUUGUAGAACCUGAGAUAUGAUGGGGAGGGUGUACAGACACUAUUCUUCUCAAUUUUGUGAGAAAUCAGCCUGCUCCCCCUAGGUUCCCCAUCCUUGUAUUAGAAACUCUAGUGCAGUAAAGCAAGUACAGUGGUACCUCAGGUUAAGAACUUAAUUCGUUCUGGAGGUCUGUUGUUAACCUGGAACUGUUCUUAACCUGAGGUACCACUUUAGCUAAUGGGGCCUCCCGCUGCUGCCGCACGAUUUCUGUUCUCAUCCUGAAGCAAAGUUCUUAACCCGAGGUGCUAUUUCUGGGUUAGCGGAGUCUGUAACCUGAAGUGUUUGUAACCUGAGGUACCACUGUACCUAUUUUCACACAGGUGAACGUCCAUUGGCAAGCCAAGCAUUAAUACAACGUGAGGGCACCAGAUGUGCCGCGAUACAAAAUUUGUAUCAAUCAUUCUCAAAGGGUUACUGUGGCUCAGAUAUUAGGAUGCCCCUCAGUGGUGCAGAUACAUAAUUUUAAACUCUGGACUACAUGGUCUUAUGCUCCUCCACUCUUGCACGCCCAAACACUCUCUCUCUCUCUCUCUCUCUCACUCUCUCUCUCUCUCUCUCUCACACACACACACACACACACACAGUGUGCUUGCGGUUGCAUGCUCCUAGAUAGCAAUUUGAGGUCCAUUUUUCAUGACUGAACACCAUUCCCCCUAUAUCUUGUGUUAUACUCUGCAGCAGAAACCUAUGCUGGAUUCUCCACCAUAAGACAGCAGAACCCCAAAGCUCUUGGUGCCCAUUUUAAUUUCUUUGGCAUCUGCUGCCAAAUUCUCAGGGAUCUUGAGGGCUAUAGGAAAUUCCUUGAGUUGAAUCAGGUCCCCAGGCCAGGGUUUAGUCACCUCCCGUACUGCUUUACAAAACUGUUUCUAAGUUCAAAGCCAUUGGGUUCCAUUGCAGUUGCCCCACUUGCCAUCUUAAAGCAGAGCUAUGCCAGAAUUUCUCAGAAUAAAAUUUUGGGUAGGGGUAGGAUUAAGUUAUUCUGACUAUUGAAGUCCAUUUUUGCUCACCCUUAGGAUAGGUUGUGAAUUUUAGCUAUGACAUGUUAAACCAGGGGUGUGGGGAGCAUGCAUGUGAGCUGUUGAUGAUGUUCUGCACACUCUUUUGAAUGUGCUUAGAAACAGCCCUAAUGUUAGGAAAUCUUGAUAAACAAAGAUGCUCUCUCAUGGGGAGGUUUCAAGAUGUUUCCGCUUCCAAAGUGUCACUAUUUUGUGGGUGAGGGUCAAUCACAUAUCUGCUAAUUCUGGUUGUGCAAGUGGUUCUGAUGCUCUUGUGCAGUAAAGCCACCCCCCCCCCAAAAAAGGACAUUUUGUGGUAAGGGAAAUGAUAGAGAAAGACACUGGAUGGUGUGGGAUGCAGUUCCUUGAUACAAACAAAUCAGAAUGAAAGCUGAAUAAACUGCAGACACUGGAUAAUGCCCCUCAAACAUUGUACAAACGGAUCUGAAUGAAUGCUCAAUAAACAGUGGGUGUUCUAUAGCAUCUCUGCAAACUCUGUGGAUGAAUGCCCAAUACACAGGUUGUAAGUGCAUUCAGUUGAAUGCACAUUAAAAUCCCCUUCUGGUUACGCCUGUUACGUUAAUUGCCCAAACAUCUGAAGAGCAGCUGCUGCACCUAGGGAUGUUGGGGGCAGGGCUUGGUCCCCCCCCCAGUUUAACCCUCUGUGUGUUCAUGUGAACACCUGCGCACAACUUUUGUCUUAAAGAACCAAAUUCUAGGCUUGUUUUCUCUUCACAAGGCUGAAAGCGCUUUGCAUCUUUCUACUUUGAGUUCCUUGCACGUGCAAUAAACAAACUUGACAUUGAAGGCUUUCAUAGAAAACUAGGGGUUUUCCACCUCUCCUCUCUUGCCAUAAACCUGGUCUGUAUGCUUGAUAAGGUUGACUUCAGUGAAAUUCAGAUGGGUAAGGAUUUGAAUAGUUACCCAAGGAACAGGUAGCGAUUUGAAAAAGACUUGGGAUAGGUGGAGCAGGAGGCGUCCUUCCUGCAGUCUGGAAUUCCCAUGGCAUUUAAACAAACCUAAUGUGAGGUUGUUGAUGCAAAUUAGCAAUCUUUCAUGCAACCUUGUUAUCCCUCGUCAUGUAAACAAGCUCUAAAGUAGCUGUUUUAUUAACUACUGCCAUCAGGUUAUUCCACCAUCCUCAGGAGCUUUUGAGGCACAGUUUGAAUUCCUGAGUCAAUCCUUUUAUAUAUAUAUAUAUAUAAAAAGGAGUGUCAGCGGCAGCUCAGGAGAUAUCCUUUGCUUGAUGUAGAUAAGCUUUUAAAUGGCAUUGGGAAAUGGAGCAUUAUUCAUACCUAACAUGCACACUGCUUUAUUAAUGAGGCCCGUUUCAGUAAAGUCAACCAUUCUGAAUGGAAAGCAAAAUACUGCUGACCCGGUGCACAUGCCAAUUAGGCACAGACUUCACGGGAGUAAAAUGCUCGACUCUGGCUGACGUACGCUUUACGGCUAUUUUUUACAUAAAAAUAGGAGAACAAUCCUUUUGUGCAUUGAGGGGUGGGGUGGGGUGGCUUUGUUAUGAUAAAGCAAGCCGUAACCUCGGUCACAGCAAAAUGAUGGGGAUGCUGUUGAAAAUGGUUAUGAAUCUUAUAUGUUUGACUUUCACAGUUCUCCCCCUCCUCAAUUAAUCCACACAACAACCAUGGGUGGGGAUUUGAACCCUGGUCUCCCAGCUCCUAGUGCAUGGGUAGGCAAACUAAGGCCCACGGGCCAUAUCCAGCCCAAUCGCCUUCUGAAUCCGGCCCGUGGACAGUCCGGGAAUCAGCAUGUUUUUACAUGAGUAGAAUGUGUCCUUUUAUUUAAAAUGCAUCUCUGGGUUAUUUGUGGGGCCUGCCUGGUGUUUUUAUAUGAGCAGAAUGUGUGCUUUUAUUUAAAAUGCAUUUCUGGGUUAUUUGUGGGGCAUAGGAAUUCAUUCAUUUUUUUUCAAAAUAUAGUCCGGCCCACCACAAUGUCUGAGGGACAGUGGACCGGCCCCCUGCUGAAAAAGUUUGCUGACCCCUGUACUAGUCUCACACUCUAACACUGCACCACGCAGGUCCAACAAUCUGACUCAGUAUAAAGCAGCUUGCUAUGUACUUAAUUAAAAGAGAUCAAAGCAAUGAAGAUUUGGACACUGUUCUAAAUACCUUCCUAUGAAGAUGGAGACCUAAUUCAUACAUUACCAAAAUGGCUUUCUUAUGGGCUGGAUCCUGUAUCAUUCAGGUAGUGUAAAGGGAUCCCUGACCAUUAGGUCCAGUCGUGGACGACUCUAGGGUUGUGGCGCUCAUCUCGCUUUACUGGCCGAGGGAACUUCUGGGUCAUGUGGCCAGCAGGACUAAGCCACUUCUGGCAGACCAGAGCAGCACACGGAAACACCGUUUAUCUUCCUGCCGGAACGGUGCCUAUUUAUCUACUUGCACUUUGACGUGCUUUCGAACUGCUAGGUGGGCAGGAGCUGGGACCGAGCAAUGGGAGCUCACCCCGUCCCGGGGAUUCAAACCGCCAACCUUCUGAUUGGCAAGCCCUAGGCUCUGUGGUUUAACCCACAGCACCACCCACGUCCCAUUUGCACUAUUAGUUGCCACUUAAAGCUGAUGCUUAAAGCUGAUACCAUGAAGAAUUGGUAAGUCACCCCUCACAUGCAUGUGACAGAUACACCCAAACACAACGCAGCUUUCAUUUUAAACUAGGUUAGAAUUACAUGGUCCUCAUAGACAAAACAGUGACUCUAAAGUUCAUUUGUUUAUAUUAAUUAAAUUUGUAUACCAUCCUUCCUCUGAAGUUCCCAGGGCGAUUCACAACAGAAAAAAAUACAAAAUGAGAAUACAAAAUAUAUAAUAAAACAGAAACAAACUGAUAACCACACACACAUUUAAAAAAGUCAUAGAAUGUUAAUCAGGAGAAUGCCUAACUGAAUAUAAAUGUUUUCCCCUAAUGAAGGCACCACGCAAGCCUCCCUGGGGAGAGCAUUCCACAAAUCAGGAGCCACCACAGAAAAAGCCUGUUCUCGUGUUGCCACCCUCCAGAUCUCUCGUGGAAGAGGCACACAAAGAAGUGUUUACAUAGGGUAACAUAGUACCUACUGUUAUGUGAUCCCAUUUAUCAGUUGCCAUGUAUCUCAUUAAACCUCUGUUUGUUUGGGCAGUGGUGAUCUCGGGUUUUUCUACAGAGCUUUAUAGAAAACAGGGAUGAGGUUUGCUUGUACGUUUCCCUUCAGCCUUGUUGAAAAGUUUGAAAAAGUGGGCAGGAGGGGAGCUUUGAAACUAGCCAGACUGCCGGGUACUCUUGUGGGCUUUAUGCUAAAUCACAAAAUAGUUUCACAGGACUUAACUGCUGUGCAUGUUUUCACUAGCUCACUGCAAUUAAGCUCAAUUUUCAGUGUGGCAUUUUGGUUUUUUUCCAAAUGACAAGCAUACCUAAUUCCCUGGGACCCAUGUAGCCAAGUUCUAAUCCAGGCAGUGGCAAACUCAGCCCUCCAGAUGUUUUGGGACUACAAUUCCCAUCAUCCCUGACCACUGGUCCUGUUAGCUAGGGAUGGGAGUUGUAGUCCCAAAACAUCUGGAGGGCCGAGUUUGCCUGUGCCUGUUCUAAUCUGUCUCUCUUGCCUCCUCACUCUGUAGUCUUUAUUCUCUUCUUUUUCUCACGCAGUGGGCAUGGAUGGAUCUUUUGCAGGAAACAAAAUUCCAAGUUCAUGUCUUGUCAAGUGUCACGGAGCCUAUAAAGAAGAUGGAUAGCCCUUUUUUAAAUAGGAGAGGGAUGUUUUAUAUGUGAUUCUAGGCCUGCAGAGAACUGCCAGGCACAGUGGAUGCCAAAGACUUGGCUGUUCUUUCUUACUUUUUUAAAACUGAGUCACGUAUUCAAGAAAAACAAAUUGAUGCUUCUGCCUUGCUAUGAGCAAGGGGAAAUCUAUCUCUGCUAGAUAUUUGCUGCCCAGUACUUAAUGUUUGACAAAGAAGCAGCUUUUCUUUCUUCAGUUGUAACCUUUCUUUAUUUCCCAGACAUUCAUACUAACAAACCCUGAAACAAUUAUUUCUAUUGUUUUUGUUGGUUGUUGCUUAGUACCAAAUACUGAAUAGAUUAAGCAAGGGACAGGCACUAAAGCAGUAUAUACCAUUCCCAUGAAAAUUGGAUACGGGCAGAGAGAGUUUUAAGUGACCAGCUUAUAGAAAGGCAUACGAGUCCUUUCCAGAGGAGAUUGGUGGCAGAUCAAAGUCCAAUUAAUGAUUGUUGAGGAAGGGAGCUUAUAAUUCUUUAAUUUGGUAUAAAGUAAUACAGUGGUACCUCUGGUUAAGUACUUAAUUCGUUCCGGAGAUCUGUUCUUAACCUGAAACUGUUCAUAACCUGAAGCACCACUUUAGCUAAUGGGGCCUCCCGCUGCUGCCGUGCCGCCGGAGCCCGAUUUCUGUUCUUAUCCUGAAGCAAAGUUCUUAACCUGAAGCACUAUUUCUGGGUUAGCGGAGUCUGUAACCUGAAGCGUAUGUAACCCGAGGUACCACUGUAUAUGCUACAUCUAUUUUUUCCUAUACUUUGUCCCUACCAGCUUCUAAGAGACCAUUCAUUUAGCUGGGGGUUAUUGUUGCUCCAAAUCCUACAAAAAGUGAGAUUCGUAGAUCAGCAAAAUUGUUGUUUGAGAUGAUGGCCCACAUUGUCUCUCUGAAGACUGAACGUUUCUUUCCUAACUACUUGACCCAAAGAACAGAAUGCAGCCCUGAAAGAAGGAUAAGCAUGUGGACAAGAGGUGCAAUAAUAGCAGUGGAGGGAUAUUCUGAAUCAAACCAAAAUGUGAAAUGCUGCCGCAACAGAUACAAAAAGUGUGUCCCUCCUUAAAGGAGAAGGGUUAGACCAGAUUAUGAAAAUUCAUCUCCCACCCACCAUGAUUUUAGUUUUGCGAUUGUAAACAUUUCAGAUUCACAUCUAUAACUUUUUGCCGUUAGGCUUGGAUGUAGGAUUUGGAGAAACCCGACUGUGCUGUGAGCACGUUAUCUUUAGCAGUUUCCAGACAUGGGCUUAAUACUGGGAAUGGGUCGUGCAAAUAUCACAAACAGGUCAUUUGCAACAGGGUUUUGCUUUUAACUUAGCAGCUUCCCCCCAGAAAGAGUAAAUCUGGAUGGGUAAAUGGGUGUGCAGGAAUACAGACUGGCAUUUUUUAUGCCAACAGCCAUCAUGUAGAUGCUACAAAAAUGUGUAUGCAUGAGGAGCACACAACACAUGCCCAUCUGGAAGCAGACUUCGUUGUUAGAGAUAUUUCCCACCCCUCUUCUUCCUGUUUUAAUACAGUUGUUACUUUGCUUCACUUGCCCCUAUUCCCUGUGUUUGGUGGAACUCAUCCAAAUCCAAGAAGAAGAAGAAGAAAAUCAAGAUGCUAGCAAAGACGGAAUCAAUAUAAACAACUCUAUGUUGGUGUGCCAUAGUACACAUUAACUAUACAAAGUGGCUCAGGAACCUGAAUUAAGUAUCUCAGUCAGUUUCAGUGACUCUUAGCACUAAACUCAGAUUUCUGAUAACACAAGAGCGAAAUGUGCUACCAGGGGCAUAAAAUUACAGACAUAUAUAAAUUAAAUCCUGUUCUCCAUCCUACUUUACUCCUCCCCUGAAAACCUUACUUUGAGAGAAUUUCCAUCAGUGUCCUUAAAAGUUCUGCCUCCCUUUUUAGCAACAGACCUCUUUAUAGUAAUGACUGCUCUGCUGCUCUGUGUUUUCAAAUGAUAGUCCCUUUGGCUUCAGCUCCUGACCUCCAUGGGAUUGGCAGCAGAGCCAAAUAAGCAAUAUUGCUCUGUGUAGCUUGUAUGAGGAUAGGCUCAUCCUCCCCGCCAGGAAUGCCAGUUGCAGGAUGUACCUGCUCAGACUCGGCUCCUUGUUCAGAUCUGAUUCAGAACUCAGUCUCUUAGCAACUUCACGACAAAAACGCUUGGAUUCUAGUCCUCUGCCCAAGUUGCAAGAAAAGGUAAAGGAACUAGAAAUGAGUAAACACAAAUCGACACCUUCGGAACUAUACAAAGAAAGGGCAAAUGUGGAAAAUAAAUGGGUGGUAGGGAAGAAAUUUAAUUCAGGUUGCAUUUAAUGGUGAAUCAAUCUAAUUUGCAUUUUAUGAAUCAAUACACGAACUGAAACAAAAUUAUCCUUUGACAUUUGCACUUCUCCAAAUUCUUCAGUGCUGUUCUCCAGACAAGUAAUGUGUAUAAAAAUGCAUAUGUUAGGAGUAAUGCCCCAAAUGCAUAUAUUUGUGAGAAUAAAAAUAAGUUAUACAGUGGUACCUUGGGUUAAGAGCUUAAUUCGUUCCGGAGGUCCGUUCUUAACCUGAAACUGUUCUUAACCUGAAGCACCACUUUAGCUAAUGGGGCCUCCUGCUGCCGCUGGCCGCCACUGCACAGUUUCUGUUCUCAUCCUGAAGCAAAGUUCUUAACCCAAGGUAAUAUUUCUGGGUUAGCAGAGUCUGUAACCUGAAGCAUAUGUAACCCGAGGUACCACUGUAUUAGAGAGAACUGAUUUGGGGGGAAAAUGAGUAUGUUAGGCAAAAAUGCAUGCAAAACUGUGUAUAUUAGGAAAGAGUCACUCUUAAUUGCUGGUGAAUUUUCAUUAGAUUAAAAAUAAUAAUAAUUCAGAAACUGAUCUGAAAAGUGGAGAAAUGAACUUAAGACUGGGAGAAUAAGAAACUGAGAGAAACCAAAAUGGCCUUCAGAUAUAAUGGUAGUAUUCAGCUUGACUGCAUUAGACUACGUUCUUAAUCUCACACACUACUGUUGUGUUAAUAUUAGGGCUUCCCCGUCUUUUAGGAUAUACUGUGGACACAUAGGUAGUUAAAACAACACACAGCCCAUAGACCAAUUCAAAUUGUUUUCUUUAGUGUAGUUUUUUGAACAACACCAGUGUACUUGGAAUGCUUGAGAGCUAAGCAUGCAGGACCAAUGGCUGACUGCUCACAUUAGUAAUAUAUAAAAGUCCUGUUAACUGCAGUUGGAUUGCUUCAGUGAGUUAGAUGAAGAAAUCUGUUUUGCUCUUAGAAAGCCUAGGCCAGUCUUCCCCCAGCUGGUGCCUCCCAGAUGUUUUAGACUACAAAUCUCUUCAGCAUAUGCUUGAUCUUACCAAAUUUAUCUUAUGGAUGGACAUAAAAGCAAGACAUGUGUAGAUAACAGGGGAACCGACUUGGGCCCCAGGUUAUCGGUGCCCAGUGUGCACAAUGUCAUGACCUCAUGUUGCAACGUGACGUCACAAUGUCACAUGCUCCCCAGCCUCGGAACCUGACUUCCAAUGGCACUCGCAAGACCUCAGAAAGCAUCUCCAAGGUCUUGCGAUGCCUUAGAGAUGUUUUCUGUGGUCCUGCAAUACCUCGGAGGUGACUCCUGGUGCUUCACAAUUUGCGUCAGGGCCCCUGCGAUGUGGGUGCUGAACACCCACAACAAAAAUUUGUGGGUGCUCAGACACCCAGACUUCCUUAUAGUUGGCACCCCUGAUAGUUAAGGAAGCCCUUUAGAUAACCUGGUCCAGAAUAAUUUUGAGCUCCUUUUAUCUUAGCUACCUUAGAUGAAACGCAAAAUGUUAUAAAGCACAAACAUGAGCCUCAGAAGCCGGGCCAUAAUAAUAAUAAUUUUUAUUAUUUAUACCCCACCCAUCUGGCUGAUUUUCCCCAGCCACUCUGGGCGGCUUCCAACUCUGGGCUUGCCCUUUACUCCCAUUUGGUGGUGCAGCACCCGGUGCCAGCUGUCCUGCUGCUUCCCGCCCAAUUGGCAAGGCUCUUCACUUCCUCACUUUCCAGAGGACUUUGCUGGAACUGCCACCUCUAAAGGAGACACAAAAGCAAAUUGUAAAGGGGGCAUAAUUUAUGCUACAAGUAAGCAUUAAUUUAGGGUUUGUGUUCUUUUGUUUAAUGCAAGCAACAGCAAAAACAAGCACCUUAUCGUUCUCUCUGGUCACUCAUUUGCUCUCAUUUCACAUCCUUGAAAAAGCACACAGAGAAUGCAAGCUGACCUAAGACAACGAGUAAAAAUGACUCAUAAAGGGAAUUGUGUACAGAGUAUCUUUUAUGCAAACAGUUAGAAAGGAAGUGCUACAGAGUGGAGAAUUAACACUCUCCCACUUUAAUCUCGAGGUAGCAGCCCUUUUCCCUUCAAAGUGCAAGUAAAGGGCAAAUGGGAUGAUAGCCUCAUAAGCCCUCCUGGAAACAACAAUAGCCACAUGCUAUGGGGUUACGUACAUCCUUGUUGUUUGGCUUAGACUGCAAUAUCUUCUGACUUAUGCACAAGGCCACAAAGGAAGAGGAGCCACAGGUUGCAGGGUGGGAAACACUACAGUGGACACUCGGGUUGCAUACUUGAUCCAUGCGGGAUGCACAUUUGCAACCCACAGCAUUCGUAACCCGCAGCGGCACGUCUGCACACUCGCAGGUUGUGAUUCAGCGCUUCCGCACAUGCGCAAAGCACGAUUUAGCGCUUCUGCGCAUGUGUGACCUCCAAAACCCGGAAGUAACUUGUUCCGGUACUUCCAGGUUUCGGAGCACCUAUAACCUGAAAAAACGCAACCUGAAGCGUCUGUAACCCGAGGUAUGACUGUAUUGGCUGUCAGAUUUGCAAUCUAGAUUUCACGAUUUGGGUUGGAUGCCAAAAGACCUUUUUAAUUUAUAUAUCUAUAGCAGGAAGAUUCUAAGGUUUUUCAGGAAGAAGACAUUUUGAAGAUUGGAUUGGAUUUGCAUGCAUCUCCCAGGAGGAACUUUCGUUUAGACAUUAAGCAAAAUAGGAUAGUUUUACCUGAAAGGGUAUCACACAUAGAAAAGAGCUGAGGGGCCACAUAGAUGCCCACGUCCCUGGGAUCAUGUGGUUCUUGGCCCAGCUCCUACAUUCAUGUACUGGGGUUUAAGGCAGUUGGGAGAACCAAGGAGCUACGUGGCCUGGGGCUGAGCCAAUGAUGCGUCUGUGCAACCACGUCGAAGCCCAGCACUGAUAGCUCAGUUGGUUAGAGCACGGUGCUGAAAAUGCCAAGUUUGCAGGUUCAAUCCCCAUAUGGGACAGCUGCAUAUUCCUGCAUUGCAGGGGGUUGGACUAGAUCAGAGCUUUCCAAACUUUUCAUGUUGGUGACACACUUUUUAGACAUGCAUCAUUUUGCGACACAGUAAUUUAGUUUUAUGGGACGCGGGUGGAGCUGUGGUGUAAACCACUGAGCCUUGGGCUUGCCGGCCAGAAGGUCGCGGUUCAAAUCCCUGCAACAGGGUGAGCUCCCAUUGCUCAGUCCCUGCUCCUGCCAACCUAGCAGUUUGAAAGCAUGUCAAGUGCAAGUAGAUAAAUAGGUACCGCUCUGGCGGGAAGGUAAACGGCAUUUCCAUGCGCUACUCUGGUUUCGCCAGAAGCGGCAUAGUCAUGCUGGCCACGUGACCUGGAAAAACUGUCUGCGGACAAACGUCGGCUCCCUCGGCCACUAAAGCGAGAUGAGCACUGCAACCCCAGAGUCAUCUGCGACUGGACUUUACUGUCAGGGGUCCUUUCCCUUUCCCUUUUUAAUUUAGUUUUACUAGCAAACAGGUUAAACUAACACCUUUCCAGCCCUGGGAGGAGCACGGGGAGCAUUUGUGUGACACACCUACACACUGCAGCCACACACUAAUGUGUUGCGACACACAAUUUGGAAAGCUCUGGACUGGGUCCCUUCCAACUGUACAAUUCUAUGAUUCAGGCAUAGAAGGAGCUUUUAUUUUACCUUUUUUCAAAAUUGUCUGUUAAAGUGCUCUUUCCCAUGCAGUCUCAUCCACUGCACGAAACACACACCAUUUUCCUGCUUACAUCUCUUUCUCAUGCUUGAGCUCAAUGGAAGUGAUGGACUAGCAAGCAAGGAGGUAAGGAGUUUGUGUGCUUAGUGAGCUUAGAGUCUCAUUGCCCUCAUUCCUUGCUGCUCCACGUCCUCACAUGCCUGGGCUUGGAGUGGUCAGCAAGAUAAGCUAGCAGCAGUGCCAACCCAUCUGCACUCUAGCCCAGGGCCAAUAGCAGUACAACUGCAAGUGAAGGGAAUGGCAGAAGAAGCUGAUGGGGGAGGAAGAAAUAUAGGCUUCUGAGGGUGCACACUUCCUUCUGCUGUUGCUCGUGUUUUCCAGCACCCACCCGAGCACACAUUGUUGAAGCUGGGCCUGUUCUGGGUCCUUGAGAGCCAGUGCAGUGUAGUGGUUAAGAGCAGUAGACUCGUAAUCUGGUGAACCGGGUUCGCAUCUCCGCUCCUCCACAUGCAGCUGCUGGGUGACCUUGGGCCAGUCACACUUCUCUGAAGUCUCUCAGCCCCACUCACCUCACAGAGUGUUUGUUGUGGGGGAGGAAGGGAAAGGAGAAUGUUAGCUGCUUUGAGACUCCUUCGGGUAGUGAUAAAGCGGGAUAUCAAAUCCAAACUCUUCUUCUUCUUCUUCUUCUUCUUCUUCUUCUUCUUCUUCUUCUUCUUCUUUUAUUUAAAUUUAUUUUUGCCCAUUACUCCUGUCAAGUGCCACUGCUGCACGCAGUAAGCCUACUGGGAAAGGCCCACUGAGGCAGGUUGACCCAUUAGGACAGGCCAGUGGGGGCCCAUCUUUCAAACCUGUCUUUUCCCCCCCCAUGCUCCAAACCCGCUAACUACUGCAAUGAGGUAGGACCUCCCAGUGAUACUGAACUGCAACUCCCAUCAUCCUUGACACUUGUCCAGUGUCACCUAGAAGGGCAGUGGGUCCUUAUCCCUGUUUUGCAGGUGGGUGGCUGUGCUGCAGAGAGUGGGGAAGGGAGAAAGGUUUCCAUUAGGUCCUGCCAAGGUUAAAAAAAGGUAAAAGAUCCCUGGACGGUUAAGUCCAGUCAAAGGCAACUAUGGACUUGCGGCACUCAUCUCACUUUUCACAGUUGGUCCACAGACACCUUUCCAGGUCAUGUGGCCAGCAUGACUAAACCGCUUCUGGCACAAGGGAACACUGUGACAGAAGCAAGAGUGCACAGAAACGCCAUUUACCUUCCUGCCGCAGCAGUACCUAUUUAUCUACUUGCGCUGGUAUGCUUUCAAACUGCUAGGUUGGCAGAAGCUGGGACAGAGCAACAGGAGCUCACCCCGCCGUGCAGAUUAGAACCGCUGACCUUCCAAUCGGCAAGCCCAAGAGGCUUAAUGGUUUAGACCACAGCACCACCCGCGUCCCUUAAGGUCCUGCAAUGACUUUUCUAGAAGGCCUCCCCCCACCCCUCAUGCCUGCCCACUGUCAAGUAGCAUGGCUCAGUAGAAGUAUUGGUUACAGCUGCAGUGGCCAGCCACAGUACCUGACAGUGAAGUACCCACCGGAAAAGAACCUGCACCCCAAGAGUAACCCCGCUCUGCCCCUUAGCUGCCCAGCUGCAGCAAUUUUGGGAGCUCUGGCUGCUAGUACUGCUGGAUCACUUGAGUUCAAUCAGCUGUGAGAAUGGGAUGGAGCUCAUCUAUCAACCUCUAUUUUCAAUCUCAGCAGGAAAAAGAUCUAGGUUACAAAUCACUGCUCUACCUUCCAGGCAAGACCAGAGGUAAUAGUAGUUUAUAUGUCAGUUCUGGAAUGCUCUUGCAUUUCUUUCCCCCGUAUAAAGGAGAUUUAGUCCUUGGUGGUGAUAACCUGGCAUUUUCAGUCAGUCCUGAUAGCUUAAAAUGUGCCCUUCGUAUGUAUUUCCAGUUGCUGAUCCUUUUUCAGAUCAGGAGUUGAGGUCUCCAAAUUCUUAAGAAGUGCCCGUUUUUGGAAAUUUCCAGGAAGUGAAAUUUCUAAUCUGGUUAUGUUGUAUAGUGUAAACACAACAUUUUAAGGAGUACAUUGGAUACAUGCUCUCUUCUUCUGUCAAGAGCCCCUUUCAGUUGUUCAAAAUCCACACGUAACAGACAUUUAUGGCAGGCUCCAGCCCUCACCAUUGCACAUUGAGUAGAACUCUGCACAUGGAUUAGGGUGGAGCCUCAGUUUCCUCCCCCAGCCUCUCUCUCACACACACGCGUCAUUAUUCACAGAUAUCGAAGUCAAUGCGAUGAACUCAGCUGGAUGACUGGGUCUUGGGAAGAACGUGAAAUCCAUAGUUUCCAAUUUUAUUUCUUUUAUUUUUAAAAAACCAUAGCAGAUUUUCAGAGCCAGUGCCAACACAUCACUGUUUGCUUGGGCAAAAAUGUCAAAGGAGACACUGCAGUGUUGUGUGUACAAACUAAGGGUACAUUUCUGAACCUUAAUGGUCACUUGGCCUGUGUCUCAGAACAAGCCACCUGGCUAAACAUUAUCACUUUAUGGGCUGUAUGCCAUCAUUUCCCCAUAGAAUUACUAUGACAUCAGAGCAAACAUGUUUAUAUGACUUCCUGUUAUAACAAUUAAAAUGUUUUAUUCUACUUGUGUUCCAUGAUCCUAUAUUUGGUCUGAAACAUUAAAAAUGCUCUCAUUAUUAUUAUUAUUAUUAUUAUUAUUAUUAUUAUUACUUAUACCAUCUGGCCAGGCCUCCCCAGCCACUCUGGGCAGCUCCCAACAGAAUAUUUAAAACACGAUAAAACAUCAAACAUUAAAAACUUCCCUAAACAGGGCUGCCUUCAGAUGUUUUCUAAAAGUCAGGUAGUUGUUUAUUUCCUUGACAUCUGAUGGGAGGGCGUUCCACAGGACGGGUGCCAUUACCAAGGUUAAACUUAAAGAUAGCCCCCCCCCCUUAAACUGACAGUUCAGAUCAUCAGCUUUCCAUAUGCAAGCUGUAGAUGGUUUCAGGAUGCCUACCAGGUGCGGGUAUCUAACCGUGUCACUCAAGUGAUUGCAACAGCAGAAGGAUGUAUUACACAAAAUGAGAAAGUGGCCUUCUGAGCUACACUAGCAAACUGCAGCUAAUCAGAGCACAGUGGGACAUCAGCUCUCUUGAGGUUUCCUGAGCUUCAUCCUUCUUAAAAAAAUUAUUCAACUUCAAGCCAAGGAAUCCAGCUCUUUCUCAGAUUUCUAUUUGGGUUUUUUUGCUGAACGGAAGCCAGUGGCAUUUAAAUGCAUUUUGGUGUGAGGAAAGUUCUGCUCUGGAAUACCCCUACCCAAUACUGGCCCACGUCACAUGUAAUACUAGGUCAAAGCAGGACUUAGUGCAAAUAAGCAAACAUGAGAGAAGACCACAGUCACUCCAUGGGUUCUGCUAAUGCCAUUCUUCUGUGAGGUCAGCCAUGAUUUGGCUUAGCGUUACAUCCAGAUCCAAGCUUCUCCACACAAACCAUGAGCAGUGAGCCAUAAGACAAACCUUGGUUCUUCUGGAGCAAAAUCAAUCAUAAGCCCAGAUUCAGAUAUGAAACCACAGAGCACGUCCGCUGUAGGACAGGACAGAGAACAAAUCACGCUGCAAUCUUCUCUCUAGGAACUACAUCUUUUCUCAUUCCCACUAAACCAUGGUUUGACUUAGCACUGGGACACUACAGUGUUUUCCUUAUAGUUUUGCUGGCAGAUUGGUGGAAGCUACCUCUUUGAUCACAGGUGAACCAUAGGUGAGAAUGGGAUGAGUUUGCUGCUUUCCUAUUAAAGUAGGCGUGAAGAACAUUUGCCCUCCCCAAAUGUUGUUGAACUUCCAACUUGAAUCAGCCCAGCCUGCAAGGUCGAUAGCUCCUGUUAUAAAACAGCUGUGUGCUUUAUUUGAUCAACUUCUGCUCCUUGGUUGUUUUGGAAAUGCACUGCUGUGAUCUGCUUUUUGCUCUGGUGUGUGAGUCUGGGGGUAGGGAAUGUUUGAAGCUUCCUUGUAGCAUCUGGCUUCCUCCUUGCAUCUUUGUACCUGUUUUCCUAAGUGUAUUCAUUGUCUGAUAAGUUUGCUUCAGCUUUUGCCUGCUUGGUCUGCACAAUAUCAACGGUGUCAAAUGACCUAAUAUCAGUUAGCAGGUUUAAAGCAGAGGCCUCACAGUGAACUGAUCUAGAAUGCUAUUCAGGCCUGUUCUGUGAUUACCUUUAAAUCUUACUCGUUUUUUCUUCUUUAAAAAAAUAUCUUACAUUUACUUUUAGUUUUACAUGAAGCUAAUUCUGCUGUCUCCUGUGUGUUACUCUCAGGUAGGCAGCACUCAGGAAACCCACCCAGAUGGGCGGGGUAUAAAUAAAUUAUUAUUAUUAUUAUUAUUAUUAUUAUUAUUAUUAUUAUAGACUGGGGAAAGCAACCUUAAAGUAACUCACAUGCUGGCUGGAGCUGAUGGGAGUUAUAGUUCGAAACGUCUGAAGGGCACCAGAUUGGCUACAUGUAUCAUACUUUCCAUCCAUAUUUUCAUGCAAUGCUGUGCUAGACAGAUUUUGCCCAACUGAGUGCAGUGUGACUUACUGCUUGUAAAGUGUGCUUAGGAUUGCAGGCUAAGAUUCUGUUUGAAUAAGCCUUGACCUCAAAUGAAGGUCUUCAGAGUCCCAUGUGUGCAUUGGAAUUCAUGUAGAACUUGGGUACAAAUAGGUUUUGCCAUUCACUUUGUUGGAGUGAGCAGUUCUGUGUAUGCAUGACUUUGUGCAUGUAGAACUGCACAAAGAAAAGCCUUGGGGCAGGAGAGCUUUGAAUGUACCUCAGAACCACUGGCUAAUUUUGAAUGAGCAGCACUGAACCUUGGGUUUGCAUGUUCUCCACUCUCCUCACUAUCUCCAGCGUAGCCAAGAAGAGGCAUUUGGAAUCUCACACUUCCACUUUUCUUACUUUUGUCCAAACCAGCAAACUAUUGUUAAGUACAGUUUGGUUGAAAGAAACAACUUCAAACCAUGGUUUAUGCAUCUGGCUUAGUUAACCAGACCAUAGUUAGCAUUAACCACAGUUUCUUGGUUCAAAGGUCACAAUCAGCAAUGAUUAAGCAAAAGCAGAAACAAAAUAUUGCCAAUUCCUCACAACUGCCCCAGAAGAGGAAAGGAGAAGCACACGACCCCAUACCUUGCAGCUCUUUUCCUAGUCAUUCGCAUCACACUAAACUAUGGUUUAAAACAGGCUUCCAGAUACUUUGGACUACAAAUCCCAUCUGUCCUGGUCAGCAUGGUCAAGAAUGAUGGAGUUGAGCCGAAAACAUAUGGAGGGUGCGAGGAUGAGGGAUCCUGAUUUAAGUGGUGGCCAAACAGGACCUUUGUGUGUCUAGAAGGGAUAGGUGAGUUGGAGUAACAUUGGUGUAUUAACAAUUACUUUAAAUUGGAAAUGCUUUAGUUUCCAUAGUAAUAAACUGUUUACCUGACACAUUUCAAGCUUGCAGAUAAAUGUUGGUGUGGAUUUUUAUUGUUAUUAUUAUUGCAAUGCAAGAUUCAAAUUAUUUUGCAUGCAUCUCUGGAAAGCUUAAAGAAAAUAAUGUCCUAUCACUCAGAGGAGGGUGGACAUUUAGCUGGCAAUGGCUUUAGAAAUUUUUCAAUGCUGCGUUUUUACUCUAAAAAUCCAGUAAACAAAGCUGGCUUCUGUGUGGGGGGAAAGAAGGAAAAGAAAUGAGUGGGUGAUUGAAUCCAAUUUUCUUAAUACCUUUCAUUAUUUAUAAUGCGUGAAAUGUUAUAUCAAUUUCAUCGGAACAAACAAAACGAAUAAAAUGAGGGGGUUUGACUUUAAAUGUAUUUGUUUUGAGGAUGCAGUGGGUGAGAAAUUUAGACUGAGUUUGUUUCCUAAUGGUUUGAUAUUUGGACAUUUUAAAAUCAUAACAAAUGGUGGUUCCUGUGAAGAUUUAUGGAAAAAUCUGUUCUGGUUAUUUGCUUCCAGAUGACGGCUUCCAACGUUAGUGGUUGCUUAAACAUGAACACUGUGGCCACUGAGCUUUUCCCCAAAUAAGUGCUUAUGAUUAUUAUUACCGAUACUCUACCCACUAGACCACACUGACUAUAUCACACACACACACACACACAGAGAGAGAGAGAGAGAGAGAGAGAGAGAGUUAUCUGUAAUGACUUGGAUAUCUCCACUAGUGUUUUCUUUUAGAGUUUUUUUGCAGUGAAAAUUCCUUCCUCUGUGGGAUCUGUACUUUGUCACAAAUGUGAGUCAAAACUAAGAUAGGGAGCGGGUGGUACUGUGGCCUAAACCACUGAGCCCCUUGGGCUUGCCGAUCAGAAGGUCGGCAGAUUGAAUCCGUGUGACGGGGUGAGCUCCCGUUACUCUGUCCAGCUCCUGCCAACCUGAUAGUUUGAAAGCAUACCAACAUGAGUAGAUAAAUAGGGACAGUGGUACCUCAAGUUAAGUACUUAAUUCGUUCCGGAGGUCCGUACUUAACCUGAAACUGUUCUUAACCUGAAGCACCACUUUAGCUAAUGGGGCCUCCUGCUGCUGCCACGCAGCCAGAGCCCGAUUUCUGUUCUUAUCCUGAAGCAAAGUUCUUAACCUGAAGGACUUUUUCUGGGUCUGUAACCUGAAGCAUAUGUAACCUGAAGUGUAUGUAACCUGAGGUACCACUGUACAGUGGGAAGGUAAAUGGUGUUUCCGUGCACCAGAAGCGGUUUAGCCAUUCUGUCCCUCAGACCUGGAAAACUGUACUGCAGUUAAUGUUGGCUCCCUCUGCCUGAAGCGAGAUGAUCGCCACACCCCAUAGUCAGGUUUGACUGGACUUAACUGUCCAGGGGUCUUUUGCCUUUACCUUCUUUACCGAGGUAGGAGAAGUUGAUGGCAGGCUAGUGUGAUGGCUGGUGUAAGCAUGGUGUUCUGCUGUCUGAAUUCAAUCCUCUGCAAAGUUGGAAAUAGAGUCCUCCUCCCUUGAUUUCUGAAGCAUAGGUUGCCUUGCUUACUUGCACAUUGUUGAAGCCUCACAGCAGGAGGAAGCAAAGCCACAUCUUUAUUCAUUGCCUGCCAAUAAUUCUGCUUGAUCGCAGCUUUAUCAUUCCAAGAUUGGUAAGCGACUCACUAGAACCCCACGUUUUAUUUUGUUAAUAAUUUAAAAAGGGAAACUUCCUCCUGGGGCACGUAAGUUCAAAGUGUGACUGAUGUGCGUCGCAGAGGAAAGCAAACCAGAAGAAAAAUGAACAGGAAAUAUUAUGAGCUUUCAAAACUUGAUGAUUUUUCUAGGAUGGCAAGUCACGGGAUUUAUUUAUCUAUUUUUAAUAGCAACCUCGGUAAUAACACUUAUUUAUUUAUUUAAAGCCUUUCCAGCCCAUCUCAUUCCAUGCCGCAGACAGCUUAACAACCAAAACUGAAAUCAAAACAUUCCCUAUUAAGGACAGCAAGUUAGAAAAGGAGAACGAGAACCAGAAGCAAAUGUAAUACCCAUCUUUGCCGAUUUCAGCUUCCGUUUGACCGAAGAUCACGCACCCCCUGUCGAAUGCAUGAUCAGAAGUGUGUUUUGCAAAAAUCUCCCCUACAAAGCCAUUCCACAGCCCCAGAGCCUCUACCAAUAAAGGCCUACUCCUUGCUGGAGAUCGGUUCAUACAGCUCUCAAAGUGAUGGAACAGAGAGCCAAGACACCCAGUGUGGAAUCUUAAUCGGUGUGGUAGAACGUAUGAGGAGAGGCUGUCCUGAAGUGAUUCAGGUACUAGGCUGUGGAGGCUUAAAGGUUAUACCAAGGAACUCAUUGCAACCCUUCCCCACUCCAGUAAUCUGCAGUAAUGCAGGUGUCGAGAGGAUGGCUCCACUGCUCUGUCCCACCUUCAUCAUCAUCAUCACUUUUAAUUUGUGUAAAGGUAAAGGGACCCCUGACCAUUAGGUCCAGUCGUGGCCGACUCCGGGGUUGCGGCGCUCAUCUCGCUUUAGUGGCUGAGGGAGCCGGCGUACAGCUUCCAGGUCAUGUGGCCAGCAUGACUAAGCCGCUUCUGGCAAACCAGAGCAGCGCACGGAAACGCCGUUUACCUUACCACCGGAGCGGUACCUAUUUAUCUACUUGCACUUUGACGUGCUUUUGAACUGCUAGGUUGGCAGGAGCAGGGACCGAGCAACAGGAGCUCACCCCGUAGCGGGGAUUCGAACCGCCGACCUUCUGAUCGGCAAGUCCUAGACUCUGUGGUUUAACCCACAGCGCCACCCAUGUCCCUUUAAUUUGCAUACCGCCUUUCUAUCUUACAAUACUCAAGGCGGUUUACAAGCUGAAGAAACAAAGAAUGUACACCUUAUCUAAUACAAUACAGAAAUGUGAUAAUAAAACAGCUUUAAAAUAAGCAAUCUACAUCAAUUAAAAGUAACAUUCAACAAUCAUUAGAAUAGUAUAGAAUACAGUGGUGCCCUGCAAGACGAAUGCCUCGCAAGACGGAAAACCCGCUAGACGAAAGGGUUUUCCGUUUUGGAGGUGCUUCGCAAAACGAAUUUCCUGUGUGCUUGCUUCGCAAGACGAAAAUGUCUUGCGAGUUCCUGCGGGUUUUUUUUUCCUUUUUCCCAAGCCGCUAAACCGCUUAUCAGCUGAUCGGCUAAGCUGCUUAACAGCUGAUCGCUAAGGCGCUUAUCAGCUGAUCGUUAAGCCGCUUAUCAGCUGAUCGUUAAGCCGCUUAACAGCUGAUCGCUAAGCCGCUUAUCAGCUGAUCCGCUAAGCCCGCUAAGCCGCUAAUACUGUAGCGCUAAUCCGCUAAACCGCUAAUGGGCUUGCUUCGCAAGACGAAAAAACCCGCAAAACGAAGAGACUUGUGGAACGGAUUCUUUUCGUCUUGCGAGGCACCACUGUAAUAAUAUCAGCAUAUAAAAAUUUAACAGAAACCCACUCUUAACAAUUACAAUAAAUAAUUUCAAAACGACAAUCAAUAAAACAACGGCAAGCCACAAUGCAUAAAAUAAUACAGUACAAAUUGAGAGGCAGAGACUGGAGGGUGGGGCAAGGCAGGUGGAAGAAGGCCUUGCCUGAUAGAGUCUCUCCCCUCACCUUAAUGGCAAACUACUGGAGAUAGGUUGCUGAUCAAAGCUGCCCCUAGCUUCUAAAUCACUCCAACGCUGCUGAGAGGUUUGCAAGCAGAGAAUGAUCUCUGCUUGCCAACCUCUACAUUCUGAUCAGCCACCAAGGCUACUAUGCCAGGCCAGAAGCCCAGCUGAAAAGGGCCACCAGAAAAUACCUCAUCCAGAUAUGCUUGAAGUUACUCUGACAGUGCAGUCUUUGAAACUUCACCAUAUACUAUGUCAGGAUUAACAGUUCACCAUUUUAAAAAAUUGGCGGAUGCUCUUAGCAUCCUGCCCGGGGAUCGAAGGCCAGGGUAGAUCACUGCAGCCAGUUUGCUAGGAUAAUCUAAUGCUUUCAAGUAGGAUUUCUCUGUGUUCAAUCCCCCCCCCCAUGAUUAUUCCUUUCAAAUCAAACCCAUGAACAGGAAUGCCCCCAAAUGUGUAUAACCCUGCUCUGUCACUACAAACAAAAUCAUUGCUUACACCUGAUCCCAGAAACUUUGCUUGCCUCAAAUCAAGCCUGACAUUUCAUCAUUUCAAGGAAAUAAACAAUGAUCUGACUUUUAGAAGACACCUGAAGGCAGCCCUGUUUAGGAUAGUUUUUAACGUUCAAUAUUUUAUUGUAUUUUUAAUAUUUUGUUGGGAGCCACCUAGAGUGGCGGGGUAGAAAUAAUAAAGUAUUAUUAUUAUUAUUAUUAUUAUUAUUGCAAGGAAUUUUUUAAAAGCCACUAGAGGAUCUGCUGUACUCCAAUAAACUAAUAUAGUGGUACUGCUUUGGAUACUAUUCAUAGUAAGUUUCAUGCAAACGAAACUGUAUCAAAAGCAACAUCCAGCUGGUGUCCUAAUACUUUGGAGAAACUACCUUUUCUGCCUGUAAGAAAAGGAGUUAAUUCAUUAAACCACUGCACCUUCAGUUGAAUUAUUUUUCAGUAACCAUUUACUUAAGUGUCAGAAACUACUCACUUGGGGAGAGACCCAAAGUAGUUAGUGGAAGCUGCCUUAUACCCAGUCAAACCAAUGGUUCAUCUAGCUCAAUUUCGACUGACAGCAACUUUCCAGAUAGAAAGCCUUGAGGCAGAGCCCAUGGUUUGUGUGGUCAACGUCCCAGGUUAACAGUCCCUGGCAUAUGCAGAUUAAAGGGAUCCUGGGCUGCUAGAGAUGUGUGGAAGACCCAGGGAAAGACUCUACCAUUAGGCAGACUGUGGCAGCCGAUUUAGGCUGCCAGGAAGAGGCAGCACAAUAUUUACUUUACUGUUGUAAUUUCACUCCCAUGGAGAGGCAGUUGUGGGGUUUUACUGUCUUAGCCUUUCUUCUUCUUUCAUUCAAGACUUGCUUCUCUACCUUGAUAUGGGAACUAGUGGCGCCAUCUGCCUCAAGCAGCAAAAUGUUUUGCGCUGCCGCUGGAGGUCACUUUCUGCCAGACUCCCCAGAGAGCCCAUGCUAGCUAGAGUAGAUAAUAUUGGACUAGGAGGACAAUCAGCCUGACCCAGUGUAAGGGAGCUUCCUAGGUCCCUUCCAGACUAGGUGUUCGCCUUGGAUCCAGCUGCUCAGUUAUCUCUGCACAGUGGAAAUAUUUGCACAUUUCUCCCUUUCAUACAAACCCAAGGCUGGCAUACGGAAAUGCAUGUACGCAAAGGUUUUCAGUUGUACCAUGGGUAGAUUGAUGUACUCUUGAUUCCGGAGACAGCUUUCGCUGAUCAGGCAAUUGCCAGAGCAGGCGGAGGCAAAGGAGACCUUCUACGCUAGGCAUGUGUUUCCUGCUGGAAGAGUGCUCUAAGCACAUCACUUCUUGAAAAGAACUCAUAGGAGAAAGAGGGGGGAACCCAACGCUAAUUAGCAAUGGGUCAGUUUUUGAAGUGCAGUGGUUUGGUGUGUGCUGCAGACGGGCUUUCUUGGCCAAGGGUCGUUGCUACAUAAAAGGGCAUUGAGUGGCGACAGGGUCCUUGUUCUCAGGAACAAACUUCUCUGAAGAAGUUCUCUAAGGAAAACCUAGUGGUAAAUGGGUUCCCCCACCAGUGAGGUCAACCUGGGGCAUCGUAAUGUUACAGAAGGAAGAAGAAGUGCAAGGGCCUCUGUCUACUGUUUCUCCACAUUUCUAUCUUGCUUUCACAUCUCUCCACCCAGGAGAUGUGCAAACUGUCCCUGUAUUGGCGGCUUUUGCGUCCUUCAGAUUAGUUUCUGACGGGGGGAGUAACAGGAAGACUGGGUCCUUAUGCUUCCCAUCCUGUCCAAGUCUACAACCUGCUUGCAACUGAAGCAAUAACUGACAUGGUUGCCUAAAGCAACCUCAACUGACCUGAUGUCCAUCAGAUGUUUUGGACUAUAAGCCAUGACAGAUGGGGCUGAUGAGAAUUGUAGUCCAAAAUAGCUGGAGGGCACCGGUUGGCAAAGGCUGGCCUAAAGUAAUGGGAAGGAUUACUCUGAUAGAAGCUAUUGCGAAUAUUAAUCCAUAGUCCAUUUGCCCUGGUCCUCCUUUUGUGCCCAGACACAACCUAGCCUUUUUGUACAUUUGGGCAAAUGGCUUCUGUGGAAUUAAUUAGCAAAUCAUGUUAUGUCUGAAACUGAGCUUAUAGCAUUAAAUUAGUUUCUCGGGGCCUAUUGCUGAGCCAGCAAGAGGGUUGUUAUUUAGAAAAACAAGCACUUAGUUGUACUGCUUAGUUUCGCUCCCUGGUAGAAGAAGAAUAAUGUUUACCAUUUAAUUAACCUCAUGUGGCAUGGUGGGAAUGGAUGGCAAAUCAAUAAUGAAUGUCAUUACAGUCACCUUGUGCAACUGCAAUUCUGGUUUUCAAACGAGGGGGAAUGAUAAUGAGUCUUGAUUUCUGCAGGAGCACUUUCAGUGGUAGGCAGGUGAUUAGUUAUGAAGCUCAGCGCUCCCACUGGAGGAAUGAAGAAAGCUGGCUGCCAAACUCUCUGAGAAGACGAGCCAAGGGACUGGAAACACAAGAUGGAGGACACUGCUUAUUGCCUUGUCCUGUUAUUUAUUUCCAUCUCAAAAAUCCUUAAAUUAAGAACUCAAUGGUGCUUGUGUGUUUAGGAAGGGAGUUAAUGGGGUGUGUGAUGCAGUAAACAGCAAUUUUGCACGUGACCAAAAGUCCCGAGGAUUGUGUCUCUUCCCGUACUUGUGAACACAUGUGACACAGGAAGUUGUCUUAACUCAGUAAGACCAUUGGUCCUUCUCUUACUCAGGAUUGUCCACACUGCCUGGCAGCAGAUCUCCAAGGUUUCAGUCAAGAGUCUCUCCUAGGAAUCAAACCUGGGACUUUCUGCAUACAAAGCAAUGCUCUACUACUGAACUAUGGCCCUUCCCCUGUGACUUCAGAGGUGGCCGUCAUUACCUGCUUGAUGUCAUUUUGUCAUGGAGAAGCAUGACAAAAUGGUGCAGGUUCUAUUUCUGGCUAUGUGUGGCCUCUCCCACAAUAGAAAAAACCCCAAAUAAUAUAAAGAGCAAAGUCCAACAGGAAAAUCAUCCCCUUGAAAAGAAUGGGAACUGCACAAGAGGAGACGACUCCCAUGGAUUUCACUAGAACUUGCACAGGGAACUUCCCAUUGGAGUGUGUCACUUAAAUCAUAGUAACCAUUUCUAAAUUGGCACAUAUGCGAUGCAUUGUUGGGGUAAUGCAAAGCUGCUCAUCAGUCUGGAUUGUGUUCAAAUUCCAGUAACUGGAAUUACGUUCAUUGUAUGCAACUAAGGUCAGCAAGAAUUGCAUGUCAUUAGGAAUCUGAUCAUACUAUGAGCUUUGCUAUUUGAACAAUGUUUUGUCGCAUUGCAGCUCCAGAAACUGAAACGAUCGCUGUCUUUCAAGACCAAAAGUUUACGGAGUAAAAGUGCAGACAACUUUUUCCAGCGGACAAACAGUGACAUGAAGUUGCAGGUAGAUUUGCUAUCAGAAAUCAGCCCCAGAACUGGCCAGCUCUCAGCCUCUGAAAGUCAGACAUCUACUCCCACCAUAGUCCAACACCAACAGGAAAGCAACAAAACUCACGUUUUCCAGGAGCACAUAUUCAAAAAACCUACGUUCUGUGACAUCUGCAACCACAUGAUUGUAGGUAAGAAUGGUUUUGCUUCUUCCCAAGCACCUAAUGUACAAUGGUAUUUUCCAGCAUGUGAUAAAGAAAACUUGGGCUGAUUAUUUGAAUCUUUUAAAAUGUGCAUGCAAGACCUCUAGGCAAAAUUUUGUCCAAAGGAUCCAUUUCCUUUUAUGUAUUUAUCAUGAUAGAAGGGUUUGUUGACCCUUGAGAAUUCCAGAGCUCUGAAUCUUAUAAGUGUGCAGAAUAAUAUAAAUAGGAAUCAAAUAACUAUGUAAGCUUUUCAUUAUAAUAUCACAUCCAAGGCUUAAGCAGCAAAUGCUAUCGGUCUGAAAUGACUGCAAGCCUUUGGACCCAAUCAAGCAGUUUGCCCCAAUUAAGAUGCCACUUGAAAGCUUAGGCCUGUGGACAAUAUUUAUGUAGUUAAAUUUUCAGAAACAUUCAUGAAAUUUAGAAAUGAAAUUCUAAAAUCCUUCAUAGCACUCAGAUGCCUUGCUAGCCCACCCUUCUGUGACAUCAGAGCAUUCUAGACUAAUAAGAGGUGUAUUAUUUAUUAUGUAUUUUACUUGUUAGACAUCUCAUAAACAAGUUCUUGAGCCAUAGGCAUGGUGGUUAUGAUAUCUUUUCUGUGCAGAUCAGCUGUUCGCCACUGGACAAUUCUAAUAGUUUCAUACCCUAGUGGUUAAGAUUUUGCGACAAGAUGCCAUAAAAUAUAUUGUAAUAAUCUCCCCCUCACUGACAUGGGAGUCCAUUGGACUAGUUAAUGCAUCUGAUCACUCAAAACCAUCUUCUGACUAGAUCACUGGCCAAUUGUGACAAAGUAGAACCACUGUGGUCUUGCAAGGUGGGUGAGGAGCUGCAUGUGACAUUGGGUGGAGGUCAUAAUUGUAUAGAGAUGGGGAAUUAUAUAGGAAUCAUUAUGUCAUCUGUGCACUAUGGUGUUUCUGCAUGUUAGCCAGAGCUAACCUUAUCUCCUGAUAAACCUAAUGAUCUACAAAUUCUGAGAAUGUAUUUCUACGGUCCUAGAACCUAAAGAUUGUUAGAAGCCAUGCUUCUAUAGGAAAAGAAUAGUAUAUCAUACGAGAAAGAUUCAUAGAGUUGUAAUGAUGUUGAAAGAGAGAUGGAAUCCAAGAAGUGCUAUCUGGCAGGAAGCUGGAAGAGGAACGGUAAAUAUACUCUUGAAGAUAACUGAUACAAGGUUUCAUAAGCAGAUACUUCCUUCAGCAUAUGUUGGAAGUUCUCACACUGAUAGGAUUCAUGUAAGCAAAUAAGUCUGUUUUCUGUACCGGUUAGGCAAAGAUUGUUCUGUGAUAUAGUCUAACAUAAUGGUCUUUUACGCUAACUAGGGAGGCAAAACUUUGCCCGAUAUGAUUUGUCUGCCAGCGGUAAUGCGGAAAUCCCAAAUUGCCAACAAUCUUAUGCAGCACUUAUUUCACCAAGCUGUUUGUCAGGGGCUUUUCAAGUUGAGCAAAUUAAUAUCAAGGGAAUUCUGAUCUUGGAGAGCAUUGUAGACUUUCGAGAAACGAGAGCUACAUGUCCCCCCACAAACCCCCAUCCCCAAAUAUAUAUUGGGAAAUUUGUACUUUUAACAUAUUUUCUGUAUAUUUAAGUUAAUUUCAGCAACAGUGGGAGCGCAUUUGAGAGGAGAGUUUGAAAUUUACAAAGAUAAGAGGGCAUACUUUUCCCCUAUCCAAGUUUGAAUAAAAAAUGUAUAAAACAUAUUCUGAAUUGAAGUGUGCAAUUUAAAACUUGCAAGAGCUUUGCAAGACAAGGAUAUUUUUCUUAGUAUUCUUUUCAACCAAGAUUCAGUGAAUAUCCAGAAUAUCCUUCUUACUCUUACCAAUGUAUAAAUUUAGCUGGUGUCUUUCUGACUGCCGUUGGAUCAUUACAACAGUUGUUGGAUAAACUGAAUGGCAACCGUGAGGCCUGGGGCAGAGGAGAGGGUGCAACAAAAUGCAGUGCUUUGAUUAAUGCACUCUAAAAACCUUCAACCCCUCCAGACCUUUACGUACAUGUGUCUGGAGGCGUAUUCAGCCCUUUCAAAAUAAAACGCAUGCACAAAUAUCAUGGAAACUGGGGAAGAUGUGGUGGAACAAUAAUGUUGUUGCAGAACCACCCCAAGCAAGCAGACAAACAGUAAAGUUGCACCAGUGGAAGCGAAUGCUGGAUAUUUAACAAUAAAGCACUUAAAAGGCUGCAAGUAAACUUCAAUACGAAGAUAUAGGGCUGGAUCUGGAGGCUACAGAAAGAGAUGUAUUACACACAUGUACAACCAUGAUGUUUGUGUAAUUGUGUUUGUGCUUGCCAACAAAACAUUCUAGAUCCCUGAAUCAAUUCCACAAGUGCUUAUCUUUCAAAAAGAGUGGAAGCUUUUUGUUCUGGAUUCUGCGCAAGCUGUGUUUAUUUAGGAAUAAAUUCUGGGUCUUCAUGCUAUUAAAUUCUCCAUGCAAAAUAGGGUAUCAACAUAUCACCUGGUUUAACCUCUUCUGACCCUGCAGAUGUUGUUGGACUCCAACUUUUACAAUCCCCACCCAGCAUGGCCAAUGGCCAGAGACGAUGAGAAUUCCCCUUGAACAUCUGGAGGGCCCUCCAUACGUCAUGUACUGACAAAUAUAAUUGUGUGCAAAAUGCAGUAGUGUAAACCUACCCUUUGUUUCAGAUGAAACUAAGAGCUUUCUUGGUUUUUCACCAGAUAUGUCCUUGCUGUCUAACCUAUCCUAAUAAGAGGCAGAUACAAUGAGAAUGCUGUAUUUAAUAUUUCCUGUACAAGAUGUUGAGACUCUUGCUAUGUACGGAUUCAGGAUACCACCGAGGCCUACAGAUUAUGCAUGAUGGUAACAUUCCAUGAAGCCGAGAAAUAUUCUAAUUCCUCAGGCUGUUAGAAUAGCUCAGUUAACAAUAAGUAUUCAGAUUCAGAUAGGUAGCCGUGUUGGUCUGACACAGUCGAAAUAUAUUUUAAAAAUAAAAAAAUUGUCCAGUAGCACCUUAGAGACCAACUAAGUUUGUUCUUGGUAUAAACUUUCGUGUGCAUGCACACUUCUUCAGAUACACAUAUAUUCAGUUUUUGCAAAGGAAAAAAUUGAGAAUCAGAGUAUUUGCCGAUGCAAGGCAGGUUCCAAAGCCCUGAAUUUUUAUGACCACUUGAGUCUUUUUCUCUCUUUUUUAGCUGAAACUAGUUCUGAUUUAUUAUGUGAUUUAUUUGUCGGCUAAUAAUAUAGAACUUGCAAGGAAUGUAAAAGAGCAAUGCUAAUGAUCAUUCCCAACCACCUAGCCUACCUUGUCCAACAUUAUAUCCAGUCUGGUUUGGUUUAGUUUAGUCAUAUUUUUCCAUUCACCCUUGAGAUAACAUGUUAAUGUAUUUUCGGGCUGGUGAGGUAGGCAGGAGUCGAGAUUCUGCAGGAAGAUACAAUUUAAGAGCCAGUCUGGGCUGAAACUGCAAAGCCAGCACAUCAAAACAUCAGGCUGUUACUUUGAUGUGCUUCAGCCCCUUUUCUUUCCUUCUUUCUCUGCAGUGUUUUCAUGUACAGACAGUUUUCCGCUGAAGAAAACAAGUGCUGAAAAAAAUAUAUCCUUUUUUAAAAAACACCCAAAAAUCCCAUGCUAUUCCUGAAGUCCAUUUCCUGUAGUGACUCGAAUGGAAAAAAUCUUCACUUUCCGCACAUUCUUUGCAUACUGCGCCUCAUCAUUUGUGUCAAAUCCCUAAAAACAUUCCCUCCAAUUUAUUGUUAGGUUUUGGUACACAUCCGUCUACCCAGAACUGGUUAGAGCAGCAGAAUCAGGAAGGAACUCAAAAGCAAGAUUGCAUAAUAUAUCUUGUUGCUUCGGUGAAUGUUCUCUUGACGCCCCUUGGCUGGAAGAGCAAUCAUUCACUUUAUGUUUUGCAAUGUAAUCAAUUGCAAUUUCAUUUCACUUUUAUGCAAUAUAAAUUAGAUUCCCUCCCCUCAAAAUACAACCAUCAUUGAAAACUAUCAGAGAUACAUAAACCAUUUUUCUCAUGAAGACUGCAGGAGCCCUUACGUAUGAAUAUUUAUCUGUGUUUUGAACUUAAACUCUAUUCCUAAUCCUUCUUCCCGUGCAUUAACUGUUUCACGGGUGACCACAUAGGCAUCCUUGCACACAAUCACAGGGCGCCACUGAGGUUUGAGAGCCCAGACUUACUGUGUAUCCCCAGCCCACCUUUGUAAUCAGUCAAAAGCACUUUAAUCAGUUAACUUAACUUAGUAAUUGACUCAGCAUUGCAUCCCCGAACUUUGAACAGAAUAGGUGCUAACUCUACCUUGAUGCAGGUGUUCUACUUUUGUCAUAGAAUUGUAGAGUUGGAAGGGACCCGAGGGUCAUCUAGUGCAGGGGUCAGCAAACCUUUUCAGUAGGGGGCCGGUCCACUGUCCUCAGACCUUGUGGGGGGCCAGACUAUAUUUCAACCAAGUAUCAAAAUACAGUGGUCUGUUAAAUAUUAAAAGCUUCCCUAAACAGGGCUGCCUUCAGAUGUCUUCUAAAAAUCUGGUAGUUGUUUUUCUCUUUGACAUCUGGUGGGAGGGCGUUCCACAGGGCGGGUGCCACUACCGAGAAGGUGUUCUGCCUGGUUCCCUGUAUCCUGGCUUCUCGCAAUGAGCGAAACGCCAGAAGGCCCUCGGCACUGGAUCAUUUAGCGCUUUAAAGGUCAGUACCAACACUUUGAAUUGUGCUUGGAAACGUACUGGGAGCCAAUGCAGAUUUUUCAAGACCGGUGUUAUGUGGUCUCAGCAGCCGCUCCCAGUCACCAGUCUAGCUGCCGCAUAUUCUGGAUUAGUUGUACUCAUUCUACUCAUUGUACAUUCUACUCAUGUAAAAACACACUGAUUCCCGGACCAUCCACUGGCUGGAUUUAGAAGGCGAUUGGGCUUGAUCUGGCCCCCGGGCCUUAGGUUGCCUACCCAUGAUCUAGUGUAACCCCCUGCAAUGCUUGAAAUGUGCAAAUGCUACUCUAAGCUUCUCUCCCUGUUUGCUGUCCUAUCCCUUUUAGAUCCACAUACAUUGAUACAGCUCAUGCCACCUUUGGCACUUUUUCUGCACUCUCAUAUUGUGUUUGUUCGUGUGUGUGUGGGCAAUUGCUCACAGGAGCCAUCUUCUUGCCGUCUUUAGUUACAUGCAAGAUAACAGUACACCUACAGUUUCAGUGUGGUGCAACUCUUGUGGGCCGGCUAGAAAGUCUUCUACAGCUGAGACAAGUGAGCUAAGCUACGCUGAAACUGAUGGAGAGCAGCAUAGGUUAAUUGUGGGAAACUAUUAGCAUUUGUUGUUUCUGCUGCUUUAUUCUUUUUUUUUUUUUAAGUCUCCAGAGAAGAUAGCUCACUCCUAAUGCUUCCUUUUUUAAUGCUGUUUCCAAAGAAAGAUAUGUCCCUGGGAAAUAAGUUCUAAUUUUAAGCUUGUUUUUAGCAUGCCUACAUGCAAGAACACAUUGAGUUGUUUCGACUGGGGAUUUUAUUUUUUUAAUCCAUCAGGACCUAGAAGACACAUUCUGGAUGAUAACUAAUGAUCACAGAAUGGGAGAAAAAAACACAAAUAUGUUAGUUUUGGGAAAUUUAAUUUAUAGGGUCAACUCCUUAGCUCUCCCAAAAUGCCAUGUCCCAGAAAUUCCACCAUUCAGAGGGACUGUGAGUUUAAAAAGACAUGGUGAUCAUCCUGGGUGGGGUUUUUUUUUUUAAAACCCAUGAUGUUAUUGACUGUAGGCUCUGGCAGGCAUCGCCAUUUUCAGUAGACCCCAACUGACAUCACCAUUAGCCAUGAACCCAAGAAUCCACCUGGAAAAGCCAAGUGGGGACACCAGACCUAUCAUUACAUUUUGCAAUUCAGUGAAAUGUGUUGUGUCACUGUAGACCUGCCUAUAAUUCUUUAUAUUUGUUGCAAUUGUUUAAAUUGUUGGGAGGACUCCAAAUCCAAUUCUGUGUGUGAAUACACACAUUUACCUGCUCCCUCCCGACAAUAAAUUUCGCUUAGGCUUGCUGUAAAAGCUUAUGCUGCAAUGAAUCUGUUAGUCUUUUAGUUUGCUAAAUUGUUCUUGCUGUUUUUGCUACCGCAGCCUAGCACACAACUUCUCCUGUGAGAUGUCAGACUUCUGAGGCACUUGUAUACUUUCUUAUUGUUAAAAGAAUGUGGCUGCACAUUUAGAAAUAGCUCAAAUGAUAUUAUUGAAAGAGCACGAGCUUUAUUGAUUUUCUCCAUACAAUUUUCUCCAUACCUUGGGCGAUUUCGUUCUUCGCUGCCUUAGUGGCACAAUAGACUUUCCGUUCCUUGUAAAUUUUUACAGCUUGCUUUAAAAUCUCCUGCUACAGCUGCCUUAGGAGUCUUCCUCUCUUCCUUCCCUGCUGGAUUAACAAAACUGCAGCAUGGAAUUUGUGCUUCCUGCAACAUCACCAGCUAACUUAUCUGAAGCCUGCUGUCUGAAUCAUACUGCUCUUCCCUACUGUCUAAAAAUCCCAAAAGAUUCACCUUCAACUGUUGCAUCCAAUUGAAUGGCUAUGGAACUCCACUUGAAAUUCUGGCACUGAAAAUUUCUACUGCUAAUCUCACAGAGCAAGCAGAUUUUCUGCCUUUUAUGUCUUUCAAGUGAAAUAGCCACAAAUAGAUGAAGCUCAAGGAUGGCAGAAACAGGCCAUAUGUAGUAUCAUACAACAGCUAUUAAUUAACUGACCAAUUAUUAACAGAUUAUUAUUAUUACCCCCAGUGCUUUGGGGAGUAAAAAAAUGAGGUGACAGUAUUCCUCUGUUGGUAAAAGAUUCAUAGGUUGCCAACACAGUGGCUGCCAUAGACAGCAAAAAAGAAGAAGAGGUGAAGUGGUCUGAAUGAGUGAUUGCUGUCACACACAAAAACCUGUCUCCUAUUGUUAGUUUGAUUCAAGGAACCAGAAGCAAAGGAAAAUAACCAUUAGUGAUGCUAUACACACAGCAGAUGUGUGUCAUAAGCUAUACACACAGCAGAUGUGUGCCCAGAAUGCAGCAGCUAGACUGGUGACUGGGAGCGGCCGCCAAGACCAUAUAACACCGGUCUUGAAAGACCUACACUGGCUCCCAGUACGUUUCCGAGCACAAUUCAAAGUGUUGGUGCUGACCUUUAAAGCCCUAAACGACCUCGGUCCAGUAUACCUGAAGGAGCGUCUCCAUCCCCAUCAUUCUGCCCGGACACUGAGGUCCAGCUCCGAGGGCCUUCUGGCGGUUCCCUCCUUGCGAGAAGCCAAGUUACAGGGAACCAGGCAGAGUGCCUUCUCAGUAGUGGCACCCGCCCUGUGGAACGCCCUCUCACCUGAUGUCAAAGAGAAAAACAACUGCCAGAUUCUUAGAAGACAUCUGAAGACAGCCCUGUUUAAUGUUUGAUCAUGAUCAUGAUCAAAAGCUGAAGGCAGCUUUUCAUGUUUAAAUAGGUUAUUGUAUUUUAAUAUUCCGUUGGAAGCCGCCCAGAGUGGCUGGGGAAACCCAGCCAGAUGGAUGGGGUAUAAAUAAUAAUAAUUAUUAUUAUCAUAGCACAUACUCAGUUGGUGGAAUUCAUUGCUGUAAGAGGCAGCGAUGGCCGCAAGCUUAGAUGGCUUUGAGAGAGAGAGGUCUAAGGAAGUCUGUGACUGCUAGUCAUAAUGGCUGCUUGCUUCAUCCAGGCAAUGAGGAACAGCUGUGGGAGAAGACUGCUGCCUUCAUGUCCCGUGCAAAGUUGGCUCAGCUUUUUAGGCAGGGUGCGGCCACUGCCUCAGGCGGGAGGAGCCACCCAAACGGCAUGCCUGCGGGCGCCCUGCCUGCCACGCUGUCUCCGCCGGCAGCAAAGAAGCAAUGCCACCAGCAGACCAUUUUGGGGCAACUCAACCCCCCUGUCUGAUACUCUGCUAGCAGCAACUUAUGGAAAUAUAUUCUGAAGGCACUCGCUGAAUGCUGCAAUCUGUCUUGAAUCCGAAGGCUGGCAAGGAGUGAAACUAUAUAUAUAGCGGCUAGCGUUGGUGCUCUGCUUUCCCUCAGGGGAAAUGGCACUAAAUUGUGGGCGUGUUUUGAACAAUGAAAGCCAGUUUGACCCUCUUAUUAGCAAGGCCGUUCUCUACUUAUGUGUGCAACGUGUAUAGUAUUUAAAAUACAUUAAUACUAAAUGAUCAUGAUCACACAGAGGUAAUGCUUGGGUAUAGGUGAACCAAACAUAAAAGCAAGAGUUUUCUCUAGCACUCAAGAGAGGAAGCCAGAGCAGCAAUUCAGAUGCUGGAAUUCCAUACUGUAUAGCUUUGCCUUUAGGUCUAAGGACACUGUCUUGUGUUUGCAGAUGGCUGAACUGAUAUGACUUCUGCUUUGGGUUGUAAGGGCAUUGCAUGCUUGAGUCCCUGGACUGGCCCUUCCAGCUGUGCUUUAUGUUUGCCUUAGAGGGAAUUCCACUGACAGGGAUUGCAGGCUGCAAACCAUCAGACUCUUUCUCUAGAGGCUAGAGAAGGUAGCUGACAGAGGGCUACCAGCUGGUGGGCGCUGUAGUUCAAAACACCUGGAAGGUCUCAGUUUGGGGAAAACUGCCCUAAGUCAUUACAAAUAAAAGGUGUGUCAGAAGUGUUUGCUAGGCACAACGUCAUGAAUAUUAUAGCUGAAUUUGUGUGCUGUGUCUUGGCCUUCUUGUUACAUACAUUUUGACUGUGUAAAAUUUCAUCCCUUGUGGAAAUUCAGGGACAAUUAUGAAGCAGGCACAAAUAUCAGCUUCUUGAUGAGUCUCUUUUAAGUUUUUACUCUCAGGAUUGAGAUAUAUAAUUGCUCCUAAAUGCCUGUUAACACGCACAGAAGCACAGCUGCAUGACCGCAGAGACAUACAGAAGCAAGUGCAGACCACUAAUUUUUAACCUAAAAACAUUUUAAUUAAAAAUUGGAUGGGACGUAUGAUAUGCAGGCUGGAAGAAGUUUCUUUAUUAAAUCAAAUAAAUAAAAAGUACUCCAUGAUAAAGCCAGUAAAACUUCAUUAUCCAAAUUUCAAUUAACCUAAAUGCUAUGCUAAUUUUUUUGCAAAGAGCAUUCCAGAAAGUCUCAGAAUUGGAUUAGAAAGGAUCCGAGAGUUAAGGCUUGGGGCACAUUGAGUUUUGUGCUUUGCCUGCUCUCCUUUGACAUCAUAGAGACGAUCUUGCCAAGAGCUGGAUGUCAGUGUGAAGAGAAUCAUCUCCAGGACCAAAACAAGUUGUCACAUUUAUUAAUGAGUCACUGUUUGCUGUGGCCUCUCACACAAUUUUAGGAACACCUCCAAAACAUCCAGCCUCAUGCUGAAUUUUUAAGCCUUCCAUUACAGUAUGGGGAGGGGCUUCUUUCACAGCAGACACACACACAAAAAUACCCAUCCCUGUCUAACUAUGUGCAUUGAACCAUUAUUUGGCUGGCGAACUACAUUGCAAAAUUCAGAAGAGUGUGAAUUUUGAAGGAUGGCUUUGAUUUGGUUCAAUGAAUUAUUUUGAAAGGUGCAAAUUAGGUAAAUUCGCAUUUAAAUGUGAACGGAGUUGAAUUUCUCCCUGACUCUACUUGUGAUCCUUCUAUUCACAUUUAUUCAGAAAGAAGCCUCACUGAGUUAUAUCUGAGUAAGGUAUCGGAGUGGACCCAUUAUAAUUAGUAGACCUAAGCUAGUGAUGUCCAUUAAUGCCAAUCAAUCUUCUGUGAGUAUGAUUAACAAUGAAUACAACCCACUGUGUUCAGUGGGGUUUACACUUGAGCAACUGUGCAUUAGAAAGUUCUUAGAUGUGGAUCAUUGUCUUUAGAAGUCUCAUCAUCUUCAAAACAUGCACCACUUACAUUCUUGUAGUGCUUCAAUCUAACGAAAGACAUUCCAUAAAUUAAGUCAGGUCACAUUUGUACUUAUGUAAAAUACAAAAUAAUUGCUUAAAGGUAAAGGGACUCCUGACCGUUAGGUUCAGUCGUGGACGACUCUGGGGUUGUGGCGCUCAUCUCGCUUUAGUGGCUGAGGGAGCUGGCGUAUGUGGCCAGCAUGACUAAGCCGCUUCUGGAGAACCAGAGCAGCGCACGGAAACGCUGUUUACUUACAUCUAACCAAAACAAAAGUGCCAUUGCUAAGUACCUUGAAAAAAUAGGUUGCUUCUCUGGAUCCCAUUGUGUAGAUCAGAAUGCUUGUCUUCAGGUCUAUACUGGCCUCUGAUUGUAGAACAAGCUGUAGGUGGAAUGGUAAAGAUCAGAAAAUGGAACAUAAACUGUAAUCUAUACUACAAUACAGAAGAAGAAAUGAUAGCAAAAUGUAAACUAUAGUAUUCAAGGGGAUUAUCCCCCCCCCAAAUUUGGGGAAGCCAGGCAGACACAUGGCAAAGGCUGAUCUCAGGCUACAUGGCUCAUGCUUCGGCCUGCACAGUUGGAUAGGACAAAACUUCAAUGGUUAAAGGAAACUCCAUUUUAAUGUACAAAGCCUGCCUUUGCGCCCCACGGUGCAUGCGUGAUGACAAGCCUCUCUCUGAAGCUGUUACGAACAUAUCCUCAGGUAACAAACGGCAAUAACUAACAGAAAUAUAAAGAGGUCUGUGCAUUUAGAAUUCAGCCUGCCAAGGUCCUUGCAGCUUACUUCUUAAAACGGAUUUCUAGUCCCAAAAGGAAAAGGAUGGUUCUGGUUUUGGAAGAAAGAUGGGUGUGCGCAGGUCUGUGGUGCUGCAGACACAGAGAGCGCAGAUGGGUGUUCCUCCCUGAAAGCAGUAAACACACAGCAUUCUUUUGUUCCGUAAUAAAUUGCUGCUGCAUUUGUGGUUAUACAUGGUUGAGUUAGGAGAAUAAAAAAGGAUUGGCUUCUACCCGUGAUAUCAUGAACCUGUCAUCUCACCCCAAUCUCCAAAAAGGUUGGCUAUCCCCCCCCCCCCCCCGGGCAUGAGUCAGAAACACACUUACAAACAUAGAUGUGGCAUUUAAAAACAAUACUAAAAUAAAUGGUGGAUAGGCUGCAUGACUCACAAGGGGAAGACAUGGGGCUGAUUCAGCAUUUGAUUACCUACUGUGCUCAUUACAAGUUGAAACUCCGGGGUUGGGGAGCACAUACAGCAAUCAAUGAACCCUCAGAAAACUUUUUUCUGACCUUCGUCCACUCAAUGGUUGUGGGAGGACAAGGGUUGCAGCAGGCCCAGCUUCGACACGCAUGCAUUCCUUUGAAUGUAUAACUGUACACAUAGAGUGCUCCCUCCAUUCAGAAAAAGCAGAGUUUUGAUCAUGCAGGGAAACGCCUGGUGCUCCUAGCAGGGCUGCAAAUGAAUCCGCAGAGUUCAGAAGUGAAGACAGCAUUUGCCAUCCUGUUUCCACCUCCUCUGUGCUUCAGUGAAGGUGUAAAAGGGGGUGGAGAAAGCUCUUGAAACUAUGCCUCAGCCGUCAUCCAGAGUUCCUUUUGUUACCUCUCCCUUCUUUUACGACAGUGGUUCUCAACCUGUGGGUCCCCAGAUGUUGUUGGACUACAACUCCCAUCAUCCCUGAGCUCUGGCCUUGCUAGCUAGGGUGAUGGGAGUUGUAGUUCAACAAUAUCUGGGGACCCACGGGUUGAGAAAGGCUGCUUUACGACAUGGGUAGGCUACCUAAGGCCCGGGGGCCAGAUCCCGCCCAAUCGCCUUCUAAAUCCAGCCCGCGGACGGUCCGGGAAUCAGCGUGUUUUUACAUGAGUAGAAUGUGUCCUUUUAUUUAAAAUGCAUCUCUGGGUUAUUUGUGGGGCCUGCCUGGUGUUUUUACAUGAGUAGAAUGGGUGCUUUUAUUUAAAACGCAUCUCUGGGUUAUUUGUGGGGCAUAGGAAUUCGUUCAUUUUUCCCCCUUCAAAAUAUAGUCUGGCCCCCCCACAAGGUCUGAGGGCAGUGGACCGGCCCCCCGCUGAAAAAGUUUGCUGACCCCUGCUUUACAUUCAUGUACUCACAGCUCUGGUGACCAGCACACAGCGAACAUACCAGAAGCACUUCUCAUGUACACACAUCAGAGUUAGUGGCACUGAACUCCACAAAGCAUGGAGGGGAGACUUGGGUUUCCAACUGUUAGGGGACAGGCAGAGGGCACAAGGGAAUCAUGACUGCCCACAGUUCCCUCAUACCAGCUUGCUGUGCCUCCUAUCAGUUUGGAGGAUACCUCUCUCCUUCCUACUUGACAGCAAGCCUGUCCAGCUGGCGAGCCACCAGCCUGAAUUCAAUCUGUCAGGCAUGGAUUGCCAUUCCUCCUUUUCCCCCAUCUCCAAGGAGGUAAGAGAUUUGUCAGAGCCUCGACUGGGCUACAUUAGUCAGCCCCAACUGUGCAGGCCCCACUCUCUGGCGUUUGAGCACAAUGCACAUCAGUACAUCAGAAUCAACACAAAGCAUGCUUGCUGCAUGAAGUAUACCUUGAUUCUAAGACAAACUUCCUAUGGAAACAUUUGAUGAACAGGAUUGGUUUAGAUUUCAUUUUUGACUUAGCUCUAUUCAUUCAAAGCAAUUACCAAGAGGUGGCUUUCAAGUAAAAAAAUACACUAUUUUAAAAACACAGUUUAAUAACGACAGCUCUAAUUGUCUCUAGCACGAGCCCAUUCCAGCUACUUGAAAGGCAAGGUAACCUCAUCCCUGAAAACCAUCCUAUUAGUGAGGCUACCAUUUCUUUAGUUAUUUUCUGCUUGAUAACCUCCUUCUCCCAAACCCUUAAUUAGGUAUCUUAUCUAGCUCUGUGAAAUCCAAUACAGGUUAAGAGCUGGUUUUACAGCUGGUCAAAUUAAAAAAAAACAAACCAGCAUGGUUGAAUUUCAGAGGGAGCUUUAAUAAUCUCGUACAAAUCCCUUCCUCCAAUCUUGCUCUGUUCAUUCAAGCGGGCUCCUUACAUUUCUGCAAGUAAGCGAGGCUGAUAGAUUGCCUGAAGUAGCUCUGAGUAGAACCACAUCCAAACAACCUCAGUAAGAGGACGGCCAUCAGAAAGCAAAGGGGUUUGUAUUCUUAUGUCCAGUCUUUUGGUUUCAUUACACAUAUAGAGUGGUUGGGGUGCUAAACCUGUUCCUGAAAUAUAUUGCAAGGGGAUAGUGCGUUUCCAAUCAAACCUUUAUUGCUACAGUCAGUGACCAGCAUAAAAAAGCAAAAUAAAAACACAUAAUCCAGAUGUGUAAUUUAGAGGAAAAUAAAAUAAAGAAGCAUAGAAUAAAGUAACUAAUCACCUAUUCUUCCCUAAGUAACCUCUCCUUGUCACAUGAUCUCUGUCACCUGAUAUCAACAGCUGGCUGAGGUAUAAUGAACUCUUCGACUGCUCAGACAUGUGUGGGAAGGAGGAGCGUAUCUUGUGUGGUGUUAACAGCACAAAACAGAUCUGGAGGCAAGUGCCAGAAGAGCCAAAAUACUGCUUGCUCCUUCGUGGAAAGGGGCUUCAGAAAAUAUAUUUUCAUUGCAGAAUUCUGCUUUAUUACAGGAAGAUUUAUAUAUACAAAAGGAUACCACACCGUGUGUUGCCAGGGCAGCUGUGCCUGAGGGCAGUUCAACAGAUGAAGCAUCAUUAUAAAGUUGAGGGAGCAUCACCCAAUGGAUUUCUGACUUGGCAUGCAAACACUUAUUUAGGCAGAUCAGUGGGAACAGGGUACACCAGAGCUUCCCAAACUUUUCAUGUUGGUGACACACUUUUUAGACCUGCAUCAUUUCGUGACACACUAAUUCAGUUUUACUAGCAAACCAGAGGUUAAACCUUUGCAGCCCCUGGAGGAGCAUGGAGAGUGUUUGCGUGAGACAACUACACACUGCAGCCAACACAGUUUGGAAAGCUCUGGGGAACACCUUUGAAUAAAUAAAAGGAGCUCUGCUGGAGCAGACCAAUUGCCCACAUUGUCAAGCAUCCUGUAGCCCACAGCAGCCAACCAGACUGCCGGGAUCUCCGCUCGGCCAAGCCAAUAAAGCUCAUUUUCCUCCGGCGGAGUCUUUCGGAAUCGCCUCCAACGUGAUUAACGACCUGAGCCUUUGAUGAGGCCUCAGGCACAUUCCCAUCCAGCAGAGAAUCACAGCAGCACGCGGAAGUGAUGAGAAUUAUGGCUACAUUGCAAAGAGUUUUAUUUUCCUAACUACGCAGACGAAAAACACUUCCUCUCUCUGUGAGAGCAGACAGCAACUGAACAACAAAGGAACAGGAAACCACUAACGUCACAUCCGUCUCCUGUCUCCCGUGAGACUUCCAACAGUAUGGAAUGUGUGGAAUGUAAACAGAGUCUUGUGACUGCAAAGCACUGCUCAGUGGCAAACAGAAACUAACACAGACGCCCCUCAGAAGCCCACAAACAGGGCGUGAAAGGCAAUAGUCCUGUCGUGCUGUUAAUCCCCAGCAUCUGGCACCAACAAAGGCAUACUGUAUCUGGUGGAUGCAUAUAGCCAUAAUGAUUUGUAGCCAUUGGUGGCUUUUUGCCCACAUGAAAUUGUCUGAUCCCCUCUUAAAAAGCAUCUUUUGCCUGCCCUGGCUCUCUAAUAACUGACUAUAAUGCACUCUCCCCAUUAGUGCAGAUGAAAGGUCCCACUUCCAUCCAUCAGAUGCAUAUUCUCAUAUGGCAGCAGCUUCUUAUGUGGAUCCCAGUGGAUUACUAACCAAGGGGCAUGGCUGUCUUUGGAAAAGGAAAAAUGGGAGAGGGAAGCUGCUAGUUGCCAAAGCUUCUUUAUUCCAUAAAUUAAAUGUUGGGGAGAACAGCAGUUCAAUGGUAGAGCAUGUGAUUUGCCUGCAGAUGAUCCUCAGCUUAAUCCCUGGCAUCUGCAGUUCAAAGGAUCUAGCAGCAGCUGCUGGGAAGUACCUCUGCCUGGCAAACACAGCCGGCCCUACCAUUAGGCAAAGUGAGAUUAUCAUCUCAGGCAGCAAACGCCGGGGAGGGGGAGACAGAAGCAGCCCUCAGCUGUUGCUUCUAAGCCCCCCAGGUAUUUCCCUGUUGCCACAUGGCCUGGCCUGCUGUCUCAGGUGCAGCAAAAGGAUGCUAUACUCUCAAAAGUGUACAGUGCAGUCAUCUUUUGUAUGUGGAAUGAGGAGAUGCCACCUUUAUAUCCUUUGCCUCAGGCAGCAAAAUGUAUUGAGCUGGCCCUGCUGGAGAACCACUGGCAAUCAAAGCAUACAGUUCUGGGUUAGAUGGAGAAAUAAUCUGGAACCAGUGUGCCAGGUCUUGCCCCCUAAGCAAGACAGAGGGUUUUUAAGCUGUCCAGCAUGUUUUCAGGGAUCUAGGAGGCGCUUUCGGAGCCCAGUAAGCAAGGCAGAGAGCUUAAAAGCUCUUUCCACACUGGGAAAACCCUGCACAAAAAGAGCUUUUAAUCUCUCCACCUUCCAUGCAUUUAAUUUGUGCGAUUUCAACUGGCCAGUCCUCAGCUGCAUAAAAGUUGAAACUGCACGUGUUAAACGUGUGUACAUUGUAAGUUAUCCGCACUCUUUGGUCGUGCUGCUAAGAGAUACUUAACAGACCUGGCUUGAGGCGUUCCUGGCUGGAAGCAUUAAGUUAAUGGCAUUAACUUUAGGAAUCUCUUUUUCUACAGAACCCCAGCUUAGAGAUGUGAAACCACAGGCUUGGGAGGGGGAGACCCCAAGAUGGCAUCCAGACUGAUAGAUGUACACCCCAAAUCCUGUAGCAAAGCAACCAUUCUUCUUCAGGGGCAACAAUUGCACAAAGCCACACAAAAGCAAAAGUUUGCCUGGCUGAAUUAGUGUAUUGACAUUGGCCCUGAGGAAGAUGAUAGCUCAAAUCUAAAAGUGCACUGGAUUAUAGGAUCAAUAACUUACAGCGCCCAGUGGCUCCCUCCCUGCCCCUCACACCCUCCCCAUCCUUCCUGAUUCAGAGACAGUCACACAGAACAAAAAAAAUGUGCAAAGAACAAUCCUUUGCCAUGGCCCCAGAGAUGGUAUACAGAUGUGCCUUUGAUGGAUGUGAGUCUUUCUUCUGUACUGUGUAGAAGUGAUGAGGAUUAGCCAUAGGUACACCCUGUUCCAACUGAAAGAUGUGACUCAAGAAGCACAGUGCAUGGGAUUUACAGAAUCAAUACCUGAUCAUGACCAGAUGCUUCUUGUCUCUUUUGUGUCAGUAGACUACUGCUAAGAAGCCUUCCCUCUUUUUUCUUCUAUUUCUGGAUCAGGACCAUGAUAUAUUAGACCUCAGUUCCACACACACUUAUCUGGAAGUAAGCCCCAUUGAACUCAGGUGGGCUUACCUCUGAAUAUUUUUAUUUUAUUUAUUAUUAUCAUCAUUAUUAUUUCUUUCAUUUUUAUACUGCUUUAUAUCUUAAGAAAAAGCCUCAGAGUGCUUUGCAACACAUUAAAACAUCAAAUAAAUCAACCCAGAACAAACAUUACUGAACAAAGUCAAAUAUAAAGUAUACAUUCAAAACAACAUAAUUAACGGGAAACUAAAAUAUUACCAUAAGGAUUUCAAAAUAAGACAUUACAAAGGAGGGCAACCAAAGUAGGCACGUUUAAUGCAGCAAAAUCAACAACAGAAAAUUAUAUUAAAGAUUUCAAAAGAAAUCAUGACCAAAAGAAGUCAAAUAGAAAAUGCACAUUUAAAACAGCAUAAUUAGCAAGAGAAUAAAAUAGGCAUAUAAUAUAUCUGCUGCCAAUCCUGCCAGUGGUAGUUCAUGGCAGACAACAGCUGUGGAAGCUCAGACUCGAUGAUCUGGGUCUGCACUAAGAGACAGCCAAGCUGCUCUCUGAUCUUUUCAGCAGCCUGAGCUUUUGUAGCUGGAGUCAGUCUGGGCCCCGCCCACCCAGGCCAGGUAGAAAAAGGCGUGCAGGGCAGGGAGCUUAUUAACGUUUAUUUUUAAAAGUUGCUAUCCAUUCCUGCCCUUUAAGAUACUCUGAAUGCAGAUAUGAUAAACUAAGGUAUGUUGCCCAAGUACAUCUGUUCUUAACAUCACAUCUGCAGCGACUAGAUGUUCUAGGAUUGAAGAAAGAGGGACAAAGUUAAAAACUGGAUCACUUGGGCUAUAUUUUUUAUUGUAAAAUCUAAUAUUGUAUUCAUUUAUUACAACUAUGAAGCCAAUUGCAAAUCAAAUCAUGGUUACAGCAAUGCAUAACCUUUCCCAUAAGACACAGGGUUGUGUUUUGAGAGGCAGUUAUGAUUUGCAGACAAGGAGCUCUUUUUCUCAGCUGAGCUGUAGUGUAUUCUUUUAGAAAAUAAAGAGAAAGUAAACCAUCCCUUUGUGGGUGGGGGGACCAGGCGUAGGUCUGUUGAUUCUGCACAGUUGUAUUAAGACUGGAGGUUUGUGAAGUACUGUAAGGCUGAGACCUGUUUGAGCUUUGCAGGAGGUCACUUGGAUGCAUGGAAACUAUUGAUAUUCUGUAAUUAAAUUAUUUCUGUUCCUCUGACAGGGACAAACGCUAAACAUGGACUGCGCUGCAAGGCAUGCAAGCUGAGCAUUCACCACAGAUGUGCAGAGAGCAUUGGACAGCAACGCUGCAUGGGCAAACUGGUAAUGCAGUAAUUGGAUAAUUAUAUAUAUAUAUAGAAGGCAGUAAUUGGAUCAAACACAGCCACAAACCAGACAGGGCAAUACAUAUGGCCCAGCAGGUCCCACCUAAUGUCUUGGCUGAAUUGAAGAAACACACAGUGCUUAGAAAAAGAUAAUCUAGCAAGAAACUUAUUCUAGGCACAGAAUUCAAAAAUCAUACUCCAAACAUGCCAACCCUGAGAAAUAUAGACUCUUACAGGCUCAGUUAAACAAGAGUUGUUGCUUUUCAGACAGGGCUACAGCAGGGAUGGCUUCAGGACUGGGCAUUGUUGGACAUUUGCCAAGGCCCAUAUUUCUACGGCGGGCUCACUGCUUAUCCCAUAGUCUCCAACUGCCCCCCAAAUGCCAGGACCCAUGCUGAAAACCCUUAAGCCACCAUAGCUUCUCACUUUGUCAUGCAGAGUCCCAGAUUCCCAAAUGCAAGCCUUUCCUACUGCCAACGGCCAAAACAAACCCCUCAAAUCUUUACCUUCAUUGCUCCUUCCAUCUCUUGGCCAGGGAAAGAGCAAAGCAGCAACCUACUUUGGGUUCUCAUUUGCACACCCUUGCAAAGCUGCUCAGCAUGGUCUGCUCUGUGUCCAAACCUCUUAGGUCCCUGCCCCUAUUUCUUUGCAUUGCUCCCUUGCCUUCCAUUGCCAGUUUCAUUUGGGAACCUGAAGUGUCACCGAGCUGCCACCCACCUCUGUGUGUAGCGAGCAGCCUCUUUGGCUUCUGCUUUGAGAGAGAUGCAGAGAUCUGAUCCUGUAGCUUGGCUCUCUUUGUGGCUUAAAAUGAACUGGACUAGAUUCCUAGAGAGGAAGGGGGUUUGAGGAGAUGGGGAGGCGUCCUCCAGAGCAAAAACGCCUCCCUUCAAAACCCCUUCCUGCCUGGCUACUCCUGUGGAUGGGGGAAAUGGCAUUUAUCUCCCCCAUGAGCUAAAUUGAUGGCACCUUCUGAAAUCCCAUUUUGUCUCCCCAUUUUGUGCAUUUGGGUGCAGCUGAUCCAUCCAGGAUUCACCACACCACAGAGUGGUUUUUGCUGGCAGAAAAGAAACACCUACUGCUUAUACAGGGAAUCUGCUUUGCAUAAUUAGCACCUAGUUAGUCAGAUCUAAUUUAUUUGCUUUAUAGCCUUAGACACCAAGUGAGGCAUUUUUAUACACUAGGCUUUUAAAUCUUCUAAUUCAGGCUGGUCUUUUUUUAUUAGCUGCUUUGUAUUUCUGGGUUAUAAAUGAUGUUUUAUUGGCACAAUUGAGCAUAGAAGCUUGCCACCCCACCCCACCCCCUCAAAAGAGGACAUCUACCAGGAAGGGGAAGCCUUCAAAAUAUUUCCAAUUAAAAAUGAAACAUACUUCCCCUCAGUAUGAAUGCUAAAGUACAAAACUUAAUUUAUAUGUUCUUAUGAUCUGGAUCCCAUGCAGAUCCAGCAACAGGAAGGAAUUUACAGCUUUCAGCUUUGCAGUAAAAAGUAAAGUUGCCCCAGUAAAGCAGGAAUAGGGAACAUGUCAGUGCUGUUGAACUCCAAUUCCCAUCAUCACGAUUGACUCUGUUGGUUGGGACUGAUGGGAAUUUGAGUCCAACAACCUUGGGAAGGCCAUAGGCUCCCGACUUCUGCACUAAAGAAUUAGCAGAUACAGUGGUACCUCACAUUACAGAAGCUUCAGAUUACAGACUCCGCUAACCCAGAAAUAGUACCUUGGGUUAAGAACUUUGCUUCAGGAUGAGAACAGAAAUUGUGCUCUGGUGGCACGGCGGCAGUGAGAGGCCCCAUUAGCUAAAGUGAUACCUCAGGUUAAGAACAGUUUCAGGUUAAGAAUGGACCUCCAGAAUGAAUUAAGUUCUUAACCCAAGGUACCACUGUAUACCAUAUUACUGUAGCUUCAUUGUACUCCCGCUGAACCUAGCAACCCCAUUGAACUGAAUGGGUCGUGAUUGCCUUAUAUUCAUUCUCUCUCUCGCUCUCUCGUUUGCUCACUCUCUAGCCCAAAGGCUUUCGCCGCUACUACAGCUCUCCGCUACUCAUUCACGAGCAAUUUGGCUGCAUCAAAGAAGUAAUGCCUAUUGGUAAGUUCAGAUAGAGUCUUGUUUUGUUAAUGGUCCCUGCCCCCCAAUUCUGCAAGUUGUAGCGUUCAUUGAUAUCGCAAAGGCUUCUGUGCCCUUUUGCGAAUGAUGCCUAAUCACAGCAAGACUUUGACUGAGUCCCUGCCCAGGUAAUUCCCUCUGGGAGAACAAAAACUUCACAAGGUUAGCAAACAUCAUUUCAUUCCACAGAGCAAGAGUGGGGAAUAAUCAUUUUCAGUCUCUCCAAGACAACCUUCAUUGGAGGCCACAUGCCAAUGGUGGCUGGGGCCAAGGGCCAAAGUAGGCAGAGCAACAAAUGUAAGUUUCACCUUUGUGCAGUAGGCUAGUUUCUACAGACACUCCUCUCUAAUCUCCACCCAGAGGCAUUACCAGAGUUCACAGGUACAUUCCAGCCAGGCAAAAAGACACAGAGUCCAAAGCAGAGCCAGUGAGAGGCAUGUAGGGAGAGGAGGCAUGGCCUGGGAGAAUUCUGAUACAGAGUCCUGGAGAGUUAUAUUUGGCUCCAGGGUCCGACCUUCCCCAUCCCUGAUGCAGAGGUUGCGAGGCUCAGAAUGCCAUAAAGAAACAAUGCUAUCCAGGGUUGUAAAGACUGCAGAGAGAAUAAUUGGGUGCACUCUUCCCACCUUAGAUCAAAUCUAUGCUUCCAGGUGCCAUAAGAAAGCGGCAGAGAUAGCACAGGAUAGUACGCACCCCGGAAAUGAUCUCUUUCAGCUUCUGCCCUCUGGAAGAAGAUAUAGGGUUAUAAAGGCCAGGACUAGCCGCCUGAGAAAUAGUUUCUACGCAAAUGCAAUUCUGGUUCUAAACGCAGCAUAAGGGGUCUCUAUAGUAUAGUAUAGUAUAGUAUAGUAUAGUAUAGUAUAGUAUAGUACAGUACAGUACAGUACAGUACUGUAUAGUAUAGUAUUUUAAAAUGGGGUUUCAGAGUUUUUAGGGGGUUUUGAAUGUUUUAUGUAGUUUUUAUGUAGUUUUAUGUAGUUUUAUGUAGUUUUUCAAUUUCAUUGUUCUGCAUUGGACAAUGACAAUAAAGAUAUCGUGUAUAUAUAUUGUAUAAGAAAGUGACUGGCAAAUAAACUUAAUCAAAUUACUGAGUAAGAAGCUCUAAGGAGUGGAUUUCAAAUGAAUACAGAGGUCACAAACCAAGGUGAGGUCUCAGGUGACAAAUCUGGGGUACCAUCCCAAGUAAGAAACAGAACUGACCCUGGAGCACACGAAAAAUUAGUAGCGUUUCUGUUUUCUGCAAGUCACAUUGAGACGAAUAAGAGUUUACCAAGUGCACUAGCACUGUGAGCUUCCCAGUGGAUUUGGGCCCAUAUUGAUCAGCGGGAGCAGUUAGCAUUUAGAUUUUUCCAUCGCAGGCACCAGAAUGUCUUGAGUCAUCCUUGAAUGAACGGAAAGUCAAAGAUGAGGAGCAAGAUAUGGGUUGCCCAUGUCUUGGCAAAAUUAAAAGUAGUCACUGCCCAAAGCCUGGGAUGCCCAAGUCAUCCAGUGAGUGCCCAUUUGGACAUUAGCAUCCCUGGUCCUAUAAUGACAUUCUGAACCCUUACAACACAUUAUGGGUUUGUUGUUAUGUUUCUUACUGUUUAUUUGAUCCAUUGUGAGCUACUUUGAGCAGAGUUUUGCAGAAAACUGGCAUACAAAUAAACAGGUAGCGCUGAUACUGAUCCCACUGGCUCUCUUUCCAGAUGUUUGGCAGAGACCUGGUUCCUGGACUUGGACCCUCUGCUGAACAUCUGUUUUGGUCCAUGGCCCAGGUGGAUGUUAGUUUCCAUCUUGAAAGGAUAAGCAAUAUUUUUCAAGGAGGAAGAAGAACACUUUUAACGUCCUAUCUUUUCUCCCUUCUUAUCUGUGUUUCUUUUGCAGCUUGUGGCAAUAAGGUUGACCCCGUCUAUGAAACACUUCGCUUUGGAACUUCCUUAGCCCAAAAAAUGAAGAAAGGCAGUUCUGGGAGCAGCUCAGAUUCACCAAAAAGGAACUCAGUAAGUGUGCUGUUUUGGGUUGUUGCCAAUUUUUUCCAUAGUAUAUCCACCUACUUUCCCCAGAAAGGACUUGGGUGCCUGGUUACGUGCCACUUCUUACUAUUAGUUACUAAACCUUUUCUGCAGGCGCCUGAUUUCUUUGGGAAUGAUAUAUACUGCUUCACUGCCUGUACCUUGGUUGGUAAUUUAACAUUCUCUAAUAAAAAAAAUAAAGAUCUGAGCAUCCCCAUUCAUAAUCACUCUGCCUGACACAGUGCUGAUGGUGGUUUUUCAAACAGUGCCACCAAUUUAUAAGGGGUUCAUAGUAGGCAAAAAAAGAAGACAAACCCUUGCCCCAAUUUUAAAAUAUUGGAAAAGAUGGACAGCAGAAGAAAGGUACAGGCAAUGAUAGUAAAUAACAGGAAGCCAGCAAGAAUGGGAGAGGCAAUGGCAAGGAGGCGUUGAUGUGAACAAAUGCAGCUAUUUGCACUGAGGGUUUUGGACUAAAAUGUUUGUGGAAACGAGGAGGCAAAUGAUAAAGAGAAUGAGAGGCAUCACCAUAUAGUUGCUCCAGGAGAGAAUUCCAUGCAUAAGGGGCAGCAACUGAGAAUGGACAGAAUAAUUUAAGAUGUGAGAUCUUCAGGUGGGUGAGGAUGGUAGAGUUGAUGGAACAACACCGCCAUCAGAAACCCCACACAGGUGGGCUUUGACACAAAUUCCAUAGAAUAAAAAUCCACCCUCAGUAGAAUCUGGCUGGCAUAGCCAGCAGAAUGAAACAAAAGAACAGUCUUUAAAUGACUCUGUAAGAGAGAGAGAAACAGAAACAGAACAGAUGGGAAAUCCCAUUUUAUGGGUUUGAUUUAGAACACUGAUAGAAAAACAAGGCCAGAACUAUUUUUGAUAAUUAUGGGGAAGCCAACAGUCUCAAAAGACUUGAAAUGCUUACUUCUGCAAAAGGGAUUCACUGUGCACUGCACAGGUAGGAUUGUGAAUGAUCACCAGCAUUUCUAUUUAAAAAACCCCGAAAAACAGAAGCUUGGACCUACUAUAGGAUCAUGAUGCUGUACACAGUGCUGCGGUCAUGCAAAGCAGAUGACUGCUUUAAAAAUAUUAUUUCAGCAAACCUACCUUUGCAUGUAAUUUUGUUAUGUACACUUAUUUUUUAAUUCUGUUGAUUUUAUGUCUAUUUUAGUAAUUUUUAUGUGUAUACUUAUUUUUAGACCUUGCUAAUUUUAUGGUGUUUUUUUAAUAAAUAUUUUAUUGAACAUUUUGUUAAAUAAAUGAAAUAAAACUGGCUUGUCUAAUAAUCACCUGGCAGAGGACUGAGAGGAUCUCUCAGUUGUCAUCCCACUCUCCUGCCUGUGUUGAACUUCUCUUCUGCUCUUGAAUUUUGGUAUUAUAAAACACGCAUAGACUCCCCAGGGCUGGUACAGCAUUAGCCCCUGAAAGCCCCUGAGACACCAAACCCCUGAGCCAGCCCUUCCGUGGGUAGCCCACUGCCUCUACCACCAGGGGAGAAGUGGCUACAGCACUGGCACCUAUUUCGGGCCAGAUAUUGCAGAGCGGACAAGAGCUGACCCAAAAUCUGCAAGAUCUGACCCAAAAUUGGCACCAGUGCUGGAAGCAGAGGCAACGGUGCAGGCGGCACAGGCGGCAGCAGCAGGUAGGGUGGCACCUCAUUUCGUCUUAAGCGGCAAAAUGGAACCCACCACCCCUCACACACAAACACACUUCUUAGUCUCCAGUGGAAAAAAAGUAGUGUUUGGAGGGGUGGAUAGUUGGCCUGCGCAUUCUUUAGCAUUUCAACAUGACAGCAGUGGCAAGGCUGGAUUCACCUUCAGACUAAAUACGCUCUAGAGCAGGGUCUCUGUUAAACUGGAAACCCUAAAUCCACUGAAAUUGCCUUUGUGUAAAAAAAAAAAAAAGUAGUGUGUUGUGCUCCAUGAACUUGGCUACUUUGAAAUUCCCUACAGCUUUCCAUAAGAUGGGUAGAUUUCAAGUAUACGCUGUGCAGGGCAAAUAUUUUUAACUCUAUAUUCCUAAGAACUAAUCCGUUUCUAUCUACUUUCACCACAAGCUUUAAUACUUCGAAAUAGGAGAGAUAAGCAAAAGAAUAACACGUAUACAGCUGUGGAAAACAGACGGGGGAUUCCUAACUUUCAAGUUCCUCCAAAUGCAAACCAAUUGUACACUUAGGUUCAUUCCUUAGUAUGGCCUCUGCCGGCGUUCACUGCUGUUAAGGCAUUGAAAAUGAACCUCUCUAGUGACCAGUGAAUGUUGAAAUAGAGGCCUAAAUGGUGUCUCUGGGCAGACUCCAUUCUCACCAGCCACCCAGUUUACAGUUCCUCAGGAGUAAGUGUGUGCUUGUGUCUUCCAUUGGGAAGAGCUGCUGUUCUGCAGGAAUUCCACAGCUGCUAACGUUGCUGCUAUUCCACUAAACUCAUCUACAUGGAGACCUUUGCGUAUUCCUAGAGAAAUGGCCCUAUUAUAAACCCUCACAACUUAUGAAUGUUGUGUUUCCCCAAAGCAAAUGCUAGCUUUGUUCAAACGUUGUGAUCUUUCCUCUUCGUUUCUUUAGCUUGUCCACAGACCAGAAUUUCCACAAAUGUAAUUGUUUCUUGUCAAAUCGGUAAAGCUUUCUGUUAAGUAAUAAAUGAUUACUCAAGCAUGCAAAACAUGAACAUAUUGCCAGCUUGCCUUGAAAUUUUGAUCAGAUGGGGAGUGGGUGUAAGUACAGAAUGCAAUACGUCGUGGGAUUUACUCCUUGGCAAGGCAGGCUGUCAAGUAGUGGAUUACGCAUAAGUGUGUAGUACUUAAAACCACAGUCUUAUUUGGAAGAAAACACAUGAACUUCAGAUCACUUGAGCGUGGGAUUUCAGGAUCCAUGAACGUAUAGAGCAGGCAUGGCCAAACUUGGCCCUCCAGAUGUUUUGGGACUACAACUCCCAUCAUCCCUAGCUAACAGGACCAGUGGUCAGGGAUGAUGGGAAUUGUAGUCCCAAAACAUCUGGAGGGCCAAGUUUGGCCAUGCCUGGCAGUGAUGCAAGAUCAAGACAAUGUAUCAUCAUUGCAAUAAACAGCUCUGGCAACCAAUCCAUUUCAAAUAUAGCAAUCCAAGCAAUUAUUUCAUUUCAGUAAUAUUAACAGUGAUAUCCAACAGCUUCCUAACAGCACUAGCCUUUGGGUCCCUGGGACUGUUCCUAAGACCUGUCAGUUCAAUCAGUCACAAUGGAGAGGCAGCUUACAAGUAAACAGACAUGGGAUAGAACUGUUCAACACCUACUGUGUAUGCAUCUAUCAACCUCUACCUCUGUCCAAAAGCCAGUACCCGAUAAUUUGUCAAGUUCUGAUGUGACCACAAAAAAGAACCUAGAAUGAGACUGUGCAGGCAAGGGGGUGGAGCUAUGCAAAUGGAGUGCUGUGCAGAUGAGCAGGUGGACUUGAUUCUCAACAGAUGCAGUCAGUGCAGUCUAGACUCCAGAGAACACCCUUUAGAUCCCAGAGCAUACCCUUUUAGGGAAAGGAUAGAAAUAAGGCACAUGGUUGCAGUAGUGCAAAACCUGUCCGCUUCCCCAGGCACCAGAUGGCUAUACCAGACACUAUACUCUCCAGAGGUCUUGCAGGAUCUCCCUUCAUGUGCGCUUCCAGUCAUAAAUACAUUUUGUUGCAUGAUAAUUUAUGUUGUGCUCCUUGCUAGUUGUUGCUGAGAUGAUGGAAUUAUAAUCUACUGCAUAUGUAAACUCCAAAAACCACAUGUCCUUUUCCCUUAACUCCAUUUUCCUCUCCUGUGUAAACAAAGAGCCCUGUUUGAAUUAGAUUCAGCAUCUAGGUCUACAACGCAUCUCAAAUGUCCUGCUAUUCUCCCAUCAAAUAUUUGAACUCUGCCUCUCAAUAACAUUUUGUCAUCAGUGUUGACACUUCCUGAUUCCUUCCACACCCACCACCAAGCUGUUGCCAUGUGCUUCAAUCUCUUGCGCAUCUAUUUCUCAUUUUUGCUCAUUUUCCCGCUUUCAAACCCCUUCUCCUCAUUCCUUACAGACAUCAGAUUUGGCAGAAGUUCCCGAGGAAGGUGAUAGUCCUGGAAGCGUAUUGGACGUAAACAGGAAACGCAGCAAUAGUGGUAUGUGGAAAGCUCAGGUGUUCGGUGGCCCCAAACAAUCUUCAAACCAAGGAAAAAUAAUUAUAGUCCCCAUUAAAUGUUUUCAGAUCCCUGUUUAUCAUUCACCUGUUCUACCUUUAAAAGAAACUGUUGCCUGUGCGAUCUAGCUGACUUGGCCUUGUAUGAGUAACUUGUUGACAGAUCUGACUGUGUGUACCCCAACACACACCAGCGGGACAUUAACCAUUCCUUUGAACAGCAUUGGAUUUCUUUACAGUCAGAAGCUCAGCACAUAAAUUAUACACCAGGUACUCCAAAAUGUUCCUCUUAGAAUAUUUACUGAAUUGCCCAUGCUGUCUGCACAGACCUUUUGUCAUGUUCCUGAAGCUCCCAUGUCCCCAAGGCUUCUGGCAUGCAGGCAUAUGAAAAGGAAUAUACUUCAGGGCCAAUGUUCUAGUUCAGUGGCUUAUUAACCAUACUUACUCUGCACUUUCCAGGCGCUUUAAAGCUCUGUGUCAAAGUGCUCUCUCUCUGUGCAGCUUUCCCUGCAAAAACCCGCUCUUUAAAGUUGAAUUGGAGCAAACAACAAUCUGCAGAAAACCCGAAUUGCCGUUCGUUGCACUUCAGCUUUAAAAAGCAGGUCUUUGCAGGGAAACCUCUGGAGAGAGAAAAAAGUGCUCAGCCAUGGAGCUUGUGGAAAGAGCUGUGGCUUGAAAGCAGGGCAAAAGUGCAGAUAAGCCCAGUACAAGGGCAUAUCCUAUGUCAUAUAUCUUAGGUGAUCUUGGGAUUUGGUUUGCGUCAAGCAGUCACCCCUGCUGUCUGGUGCACCCAUCUUCACCCACUGCAUUUAAUAUUUCUAUAGACUGCACAGUUUGUGCAUGAGUGUAGACACAUGUAGACCCCUAUGCAAACAUGAAAUCCAGUCCACAAAUGACAAGUAGGGAUAGGGACAGAAUGGGCAUUCCAUGGCAGGUCUGUCAGGAAAAUUGGUCCAUCUAGUUGAGCGUAUUCUACACGGAUUUUUCUCAACCGUUCCUGGAGACAACAGGAAUGGAACUAGGGACCAUCAAGGCAGAUGCUCCAACACUUGAGCCACAGUCCUUCUCUUGUUUCUUAUGUCUAACAUUUUUGCAAGACACAUCAUGUGGCCCGAUGGAGUUAAAUAUUCAGUGCAGGGGAAGGUAGCCUACAAAUGCUGAUUUCUGGUCUUUUUGGAUGCAUGAGAAAAUAGCCUCUUCCUUAGCUCAAAGCCAUACUGUAGUGGAUCAGAUACUAAAAUAAAUUUCAUUUGUGUAAUUUUCAAGAUCCUCUGGCACGUGAGCAUCAUUUCCAUUUUGUUUGUUUUUUAAAAUCUCCCAGCAAGAGUUGCUACAUGAGCCAGCUCCUGGUGGGUAUUCAAUAAUGAGGCUGGUCAGGCAGGUGUUCAUGGCCACAGAAAAGCUGUAUUUGCCGCCACAUGUGGCAAGAAGUCAUCCAGCAUUACAAAGAGCUAAUGGAAACAUUUCACACCAGAGACACAGUAUGCAACUGCCUUUGAUUAUGGAACUGUUCUUUGAGAUGACAGGUUGGUGCUAUUAAUAGUGUGGGUGCUAUUCAUAGACGCUAUUAAUAGCUGCUGCAGUACUUUGCAUAUAAAACCCCAAGCAGGGUUUAGCACUACCAAGGAUUCACCAGUGGUGGAGAUGUAGAGUAGAGACGGCUAAAGAGCAACGUGAUGACAACUGACGAUCACAUGUGGAUGUGGACAAUCCCACAUAACCAUUAAAGGCUUACAGAAAUAUCAGUAGGAGCACAUCAAAGUCAACUGUUUUGCUAUUUCAUUUGCAGAAGGUGCUGUGCAUUAUGAGCGAAGUUUCGAAAUGAAAGCAGAAAGAUAAUAGCAUUGGAAUAAAAGAAACACGUGAAACAAAUGGCUGGCUUGUUUGGCAGCUAGGAUUUUGGUCCUAAUUUUUGUUGUCCCCUUAAUUACAGUGUUCACAUACUCAGUAAAUGGUACCGCGGACUUUGGAGAUGAACCGAAGAAAAUAAACUCCAUGCUACAGGUGAUUUUUUUUUUAAUGUGACAAUAAAGCUGCAAUUUUGUACCUACUUUCCUGGGAGCAAGCCCCAUGGGAUUCAAUGGGACCUACAUUUAAGUAGGCGUGUAUAUAGACUGUGCUGUAACAAAGCCGAAAUUAAAUUUCACAUUCCUAUGAAGAAGGUGGUUUUUACAUAUAGGUCAGUUUGGGAUCACAUAGUAGCAAAGUGACUCCUAUGAGCGUCUAUGAAUGAGGCCUUAUUUAUGCCCAUGACAAAGUGAUUAACAGAUUCUAAAGCAUGGAGCCCACUGCCAAAAUCCAGAAAUCCGGCAGCUUGUUAAUUCUGUUUCAAAAUUAGUCUAGAGACUGUGAAAUAAUAGAUUUUCCCCAUUUGGGUUCUCCAUCCGGAAGCCAAGUUAAGAUAAACAUGGCAGUAUAUUUGGCUCAAACUUGACUAUUACUCCCAAUGGCUGUAUAAACAGAACCACCCUACAUCAAAUCAGUACCUCAUUUUCAGAGUGCAUGUUGCUGAAUUUGUCUUCAGCUUUGUUCUAUACAUAACGCUACUGUUAAAGAUCAAGUUCCAAUAUCUCCUCUUCUUUCUUUUUUUUCCAUGCCGAAGGGAUCUCUCAGUAAAGAUGCAGUACAGACAAAUGCCUAUGUUGCCUUGUACAAAUUUGUACCACAAGAGAAUGAAGACUUGGAAAUGAGGUAGACUUGUGUAUUUUAUUAAUGGGAAUUGGGAAGAACGCAGAUCUGACCUGCUGUGUAGAUGUGUUCAUGUAACAGCAGGGCCAAGCCAGCCCAAAGGCCACAAUUCCUCGAGGGUAACUUUCCAGGGUACACACAUGCCAAUAAUGAGCAGAAGGCCAAAGGAAAAAGUAGGUAGGGACAGAAGCCAAAGUGGACAGAGCAAGAGUAAAUUUGUGCAGUAGGCUGUAUUCCAGCCACGCUUUCUACAGACACGUCUCUCUCCAUCUUCCAGACAAGGAAAGCAAGAGGUAUUAUCAAUGUUCAAGGACCCAUUCCUGCCAGGAAAAACACUUAAGGAGCGCUGGUGUGAGUUGUGGCCUUCAAGGAGGUUAGUGAAGGCUGAAUUGAGAGGCUAGAUAGCAUCCCUCUCUACUUCUGCAGCUAUUCAGGCUCCAUCCACCACAACAUCCCCGGACAAUUUAUUCACAGCAUGUAAAAACAGAACCUGCAGGACAAUACAUGACUGUGUGGCAAAAAUGAAUUGGUUAGAUAAAAAUAAAAGUUUAUUUAAAAAAGAAGUAUAUUUUGUAAAGUGACAGGCUGUCACUCAGGGCAUCAUCUUGCUCCUUCUUCACCUAAAAUGACAAGACAAAUGAAUCCAAGAGAGCCAUAUUUUGUGACAAUGGUUUCAUAUACAAAUGACCUAACGAAAUGCAAAAGUAGAUAAACAGCCCCCUUUAAAUUUGCAGAAGACUUUCAGGAGGAGACACUUAGGGACAGAGAAGCGGAUUGCUUCCCUCCUUCUCUAGCUUCUCCCAACAACUUUUCAUUUUGGGGUUUUGUAUUUGGCCUCUGGCUCACGCAUCUUGCCACUCUCACAGUCCCCAUUUCCUGUGCCCAAAGAGCCAUUUAUCUGCCAUCGCAGAUGCUUGGAUGUAAUGUAAAUCCCAGCCCCAAGUUAGAUAAAAUCUUUGUCUUCAGAGCUAGAGUCAUCAGGUGAAUCACUCUGGCAACUACUCGGCAUUAGACUCCAGUCACAGUUGCCACCACCCACCUUGUCCUGCCGCUUCAUCACCCCAACCAUGGCAGCUGCCACCUCCUGACCAGCUGGAGAAGGAACAUUGGGGCUGAGGAACAAGUCUUGUGGUUGCCUAGUCACCCCCUACAUAGAAUCAAUCAUAGAAUCAUAGAGUUGGAAGAGACCACAAGGGCCAUCGAGUCCAACCCCCUGCCAAGCAGGAAACACCAUCAGAGCACUCCUGACAUAUGGUUGUCAAGCCUCUGCUUAAAGACCUCCAAAGAAGGAGACUCCACCACACUCCUUGGCAGCAAAUUCCAAUGUCGAACAGCUCUUACUGUCAGGAAGUUCUUCCUAAUGUUUAGGUGGAAUCUUCUUUCUUGUAGUUUGGAUCCAUUGCUCCGUGUCCGCUUCUCUGGAGCAGCAGAAAACAACCUUUCUCCCUCCUCUAUGUGACAUCCUUUUAUAUAUUUGAACAUGGCUAUCAUCUCACCCCUUAACCUCCUCUUCUCCAGGCUAAACAUGCCCAGCUCCCUUAGCCGUUCCUCAUAAGGCAUCGUUUCCAGGCCUUUGACCAUUUUGGUUGCCCUCCUCUGGACACGUUCCAGUUUGUCAGUGUCCUUCUUGAACUGUGGUGCCCAGAACUGGACACAGGACUCCAGGUGAGGUCUGACCAGAGCAGAAUACAGUGGCACCAUGCUUCCACCUCCCUUCUUAAAUGCUCUCCCACCAAACAGGCCCCAACUCAGACCUCAGACUCUUAGCUAGAUAUGAGUGGCAGUAGCAGGAAAUAUGCCAGAGUGUUUUCCUGAAUCAAGAAGGUGGAGCAGAUGAUGUUCAGCAUUUCAAAAAUCUUGAUAUUGAGGCAGUUCCCCUUGAUGAAGGAUUCUCCCCUCCCACCCACCCAGCAACCAGUAGUAUCCAUUUUGGCAACCAUUUAGGAGAAGGAAUUCACCUUUCUUUCCAGUGAGGAGCACUGGCCCAGAUAGUUGCUGCUGUUGUGAUCCUAGCAUGAACAGUCCCCACCAUGACAUUUCAACAUGUAUAUUUUUUAAUUUCCAAGUGCCCAGCUGUGCUCCUCCCUGACUAUAAACAGAUUACAUGGGGCAUACGUGAUAAGAGUUUUCCAAACAUUGCUUUAGCUGACAUUUGAUGGUGAUGACUUUAUUGCAAGAACAAGGCGCUAACCCAAAAACUAGACAUGGAUGAAGAACGGCGUUUUGGAAUUGACACAGGAUCAUCUUUUCUUUGUCACUGCUGCUCUAAGUUUGGCUAAACCAACAGGCAUAUUGGAGCGACUUGGAUUUUACUAUAGCUUCCUCACGAGGUGCUUAGGAACCUUGCAGUAGGGAUGCACCUAGAUGUGAAAACGACAGAGAAAAUGGAGAUAAUUGUUCACUGGAUCUAGAGAGGGCAUCAAAGGACUCAAUGAUUUCCAUCCUGCUAGAGUUAGCUUCUUAACUAAGUCCCAUCAAAAGCUGUAGGCAAGAGCUGGAGGACCUUUCUCAGCCUGAGGGGUUCUGGGUAACCUCCCACAGGCCAGUGGUGGGCAGGACCAAAAGUAGGAAGAGAAGAUGUGGUCUGGGGAGAGUUCUGAGCCCCAGGCAGAGAGACCUGGUGGGCCACAUUUAGUCCCAGGCCUGAGGUUCCCCAUCCCUGCUAUAGGGCCUAAGUUAAUCAUGACCAGCUUAUUCCAUUGGCUUCACAGUGGGAACUUCAACUGGUUCAUUUAGACCAAUAGGUUUGAAUCCCAGAAUGUGGAUAAAACGGACAAAUCAUCAUUAAAGUCAGUUUGGGGGACUGAAAAAAUUGUGGAAUUCAUAGGUGACAUUAUACAUGAACAAGCAUAACUUUCUGUUUUUAUUCAAAUUAUCCUUGGGCUGCUUGCAUAAGCUUUACAAAGCAGCUGACAAUUUAUCACCAUUUAAAGCUCAAGAAAGCCAGCUAAUAGUAAUGUAAAUUAACACAGAAAAUAUUGACAUACUGUGCCUUUUAAAAUGAAAGGAAAGCUUUUAAUGUUUGAUGCAGGAUUUUCCCCCUUUGUAUUUUCUUGGAAGCUGCCCAGAGUGGCUGGAGUAACCCAGUCAGAAGGGCGGGGUUUAAGAAAUUUAUUUUGUUGUUGUUGUCGUUUGGGUUAUUGGUCUGUUUUUGUUUUACAGUGGUGCCUCGCAAGAUGAAAUUAAUCCGUUCCGCGAGUAUCUUCGUCUAGCGGUAUUUUCGUCUUGCGAAGCAACCCUAUUAACGGCUUAGCAGAUUAGCGCUAUUAGCGGUUUAGCGGCUAUUAAAGCCUUAGCGGCUUAGCGGAUUAGCUGCUAAAAGGCUAUUAAAGGCUUAGCGGCUUAGAAAAAGGGGGGGAAGCAAAAAAAAAUCUCAAGACUCGCAAGACAUUUUCGUCUUGCGAAGCAAGCCCAUAGGGAAAUUCGUCCUGCGAAGCGCAUUGGAAACGGAAAACCCUUUCGUCUAGCGGGUUUUCCGUCUUGCGAGGCAUUCGUCUUGCGGGGCACCACUGUAUUAUGUAUUUUAUGUUCUUAUUUUGUAUUUUUCCUGUUGUGAAGCACCCUGGGAUGUUUGGAUGAAAAGCAGUAUACAAAUUAAAUGAAUGAAUGAAUAAAAUUUUGCUGAACUGAACUCAAACAAAAUGCCCAAUGUAAUACAUAUUCAUUUAUCUAAACAACGUGUUCCCAAUGCUUCUGUCUUCUGACUGUAGGCCAGGAGAUAGGAUCACACUUCUGGAGGACUCAAAUGAGGACUGGUGGAAGGUACGAUCGCAAUUACCCAAGUAAUAUGGAAAGAAAGAAAAUGAACAUUGCAUGUGUGUAUUGGUCAUUAGUGCUGAUGCACCAACAGCACGUUCCUUUGCUUCAGUGCGUUGGAGCAACAUUUUGUGUGCUUAACUCUGGUCUAAGGGAACACUUUUGUUCCUUGGUAGCCGCUCAGUAGUUGAUGUAAAGUAGUACUUUACUGGCAGUGUGGACAGUUCCCCCACACAGAGCACUGAGUUGAGAGGGGGACAUAAUAAAUAAAUAAUAAUAAUGCCUAUAUUUACAUGGGUAUCUACUGAGAAUAUCGACAAAAAGCAACUGUACCCAAAGGAAUUAUUGUGAAAAUUAGAAAUAUUGGGGGGGGGAUUUUGUUCUUGCUCAGGGCGUCAUAUUACCAAAAUCUGGCCCUGUUAUUGGCAUUCUAAGGAAGCCUUUGCAAGGCACAGCAGCAGCAAGGAAGGGACAUUGGUUGAUGGGAGGGUGGAAGGAAAGUAGGCUUGCCCAGCAGUAACCCCAGAGGCACCUUCAACUGCAACCUCACGCCCCCACCUCCCAAACAUCAGCACUGCCUUCUUGGCAAAUUACUGCAACAAUUUAAGGGCUCUUCCCUUCUUUCUCAAUCUGGGGUGCUGAUUCAGAGCAGUAGCUGGAACAGAAGGAUGCAAUCAACCCAUCCCCCUAUUUGGUGGGAGCAUUAUCAUAACGUGAGAGACAGUGUGGUGCACCAGUUAGAGUCUCUGAAGAAAUUCAGGUUCAACUCCCCACUAAGCCACAUAGCUGACUGGGCGGCCUUGGACUGGUCACUGUCUCUCAGCUGUAGCUGCCUCACAGGGUAGUUUUGAGGAUAAAAUGGGAGGAAGGAGAACUACGUACACCACUUUGAAUGCCUGUAAAGGUAAAGGACCCCUGACAGUUAAGUCCAGUAGCAGAUGACUCUGGGGUUGCAUCGCUCAUCUCGCUUUACUGGCCGAGGGAGCCGGCGUUUGUCCACAGACAGUUUUUUCCAGUCAUGUGGCCAGCAUGACUAAGCUGCUUCUGGCGCAACAGAGCACGGAAACCAUAGCAGUACAUGGAAAUGUCGUUUACCUUCCCGCCAGAGCAGUACCUAUUUAUCUACUUGCACUUUUUGGCGUGCUUUCGAACUGCUAGGUUGGCAGGAGCUGGGACUGAGCAACAGGAGCUCACCCCAUCAUGGGGAUUCGAACCGCCGACCUUUAGAUCGGCAAGCCCAAGAGGCUCAGUGGUUUAGAUCUUGGAGGCUAAAAAUGUAAUAUAUACAAAACAAAAUGCAAUGCUGCAGCCAUGCAGUCCCAGGGCAGUUAUGUACCACUCAAUACAAUGUACUUUGUAAAUAUUAAAUGGAAGGGACAUUCUGAGCUCAUCCUUCACCCCCAAAGGCCCAUGCAAAAUGGACCAGAUGUCGUAAGGUAUACAGUGUGGCCAGACCUCAGAACAGAGGUCAUUUCACAGUCUGGGGGCCACCACAGAAAGACCCUCUCAUACCCUAUCACCCCAUGAACUUCAUAGGAUGGCAGAACUGCCAACAAGGCUCUCUCCAUAUCUAUAUAGGAGUAGUAACUCCUUCAGAUAUCUGGGCUGCAUGUCACUUAGUGCUUUCUGCAACAGCAUAAAUAAACUGAAUUUAGCUUAGAAGCACACCAGCAACCGGUGUAAGUCUUUAAGAUCAGGCCACUGCCUUCUGUACCAGUAGCAGCAGCUUCCAAACCAUCUUCAAGAGCAUUACAGCAGCCCAUAACUCUUCUUCUGUCAUUUCACCUUCUUCACAGGGGAAAAUAGAAGACCGAGUUGGCUUUUUCCCAGCAAAUUUCGUUCAAAGAGUACAACAAGAUGAACAUGUCUUCAGGUGUAUCAGAACGUUUAUUGGAUGCAAGGAGCAGGGGCAGAUAACCCUGAAAGAGAACCAAGUGAGUAAACGUGGAAUUCCUUCCUGUGCAUUAAAACAUUGCGAUCACAUCUCUACUUUUCUCAUGCUCCAUCAAAUCCCAUGGUACGUACUUCCAAGAGAAUGUAUUAUGAUUGGAGAUUUGAGAUCAUGAUGCCUAGCAUACAUACCUUCAAGUAUAUAUGAAAUAUAUGAAAGUAUAUAUGAAAGUUCACACAGUCAUGUUCCCCCCUUGAUGUUUACAGCACCCAUGAUAAAUUGCAAAAUGGAUGUCGCCGAUUAAGCACCACAAGGGGAGCACUGUUACUGGACACAAUACUUUCCACUAGAGACAGUUGUGUGAUCUGUGAUAGUCAAUUAUUUACUUGCAUGUGCAAAUCAGCUGUUCGUUCCAAGGAAGUGGGCUUACAUUGAGUCAUAAUUGAACUGAAAGAUACUACCAUGGCAAAUUAUAUGGACCUGGGGUUUUUUUAUUACUGUUGCUUCCUACUAGCCCAUGGCAGUCCAGCUUAUGCCAGGCAGUUAAGCAGAUUAAUAGAAAACUAGUCCAUAAUAGGACAAGAGUCGUUCACAGUCUCCAUUAAUUAAAAGCAAUGAUUAAAAAGCCAGUCCAUCUUGCUAGCACCUCCACUGCCUCUCAGUCACAGCAAGUGAAAGUAAUUUUCCUUCCUUUUUUUAAUAUUCAUACAAAAAAAGCCAGUUAAGUCAAAAUAAUGCUAUUGGUUGAUGCUAUUAAUGGAUUUUGGGGAGGCACUGAGUGAAAUGACAAGUACUCUGCCACUACCAUGGGAAGAAGGAGCACACAGGACAUCAGGUCAGACCACUGGUCAAUCUUCUAGCCCUUUUGCGCAAUCAGUUUUGGGAGGAUACCAAAGUUCAGGGAUGGCCGAUGAACAAAAACAAUGCAGAAUACUGCUGUGCACCAAAUCAAGCCUUUGGUCCAUUUAGCUCAGCAUCUGCACUGACUGGUCGUAACCCUCCAGGCUUUCAGACAGAAGACUUUUCCAGCCACACUGGACACUGGACCUGGGAUGUUCUGUGUACAAAGCAGGCACUCUGCCCCUGAAGAUGAACUUGUGUGAUGUGCUCAGAAUUUAGGGUUGCCAUGUUUCAAAAAGUGAAAAUCCGGACACAAAAAUUGUUGAGCUUCUUCUGACAAAGUUGUUGUUUUUCUCUCUUUUUUUGGCCAAAUUUUUUUUGAAGUUUUUGAGCUGUUUUAAAGGAAAUUCACCAAAAUCUACACCUCCAGCAUGGGUUGCCAUACGUCCGGAUUAUCCUAGACAUUUUGGCAAUUUCCUCCCAGGAACUGUUUCCAACUGCCAAAUCCCAGCUAUGCCUGGGAGAUUCUGGACGUAUGGCAACAUAGCUGUCAACCGUCCCUUAUCGCGUCGUGUCCCUUAUUGAUGAUGUCCCUUCAAUUUCCCGGGUUUCAAAGGAAGCAGCUCCUCUCCCUCCCUGCCUGCCGGCUAGGGAGGAGGGAGGCUCCAACUGUGUUUCUUGGUUGCGUUUCUCACCUAGUAAGGAGUCUAAGAACGACAGGGGGGGUGGAGCUUGCAUGCCUUAUGCCAAUCAAAUCAGCUGCAUUGCCUGGGGACUCGCCUUUGCUCAGCGCUUCCCAGCAGAGAGGUGACAGUGGUUUUCCUUGAGGCUUCGUUUGGCUGCUGGCUGGGCUUUCUGCCUUUGGCUCGGAGGGGCUCAGAAGUUGAACAUACCUGUGCUUGGAAAAUCCCUUAUUUUGGCUGCUGAUCCCUUAUUUUCGAGGCUGCUGGUCCCUUAUUUUCAAAUCUGUAAGUUGACAGCUAUGAUGGCAACCCUAUCAGAAUUUGGCGCAUUCAUUUCAUGCGCCAAACGUACUCCAUAGUGCUGACCAGCUUGCACGGUAAGACCCUGUGCACGGGCGGAUCACUGCCUGUGCCAGCUGCAGUUUCCAGGAGCCUCCACGUGGUGGAUCUCAGCCGGCUCACAUAUUUAUGUGACAAACCCAUCUGACCACGUUGCGCACAUAUGAAUUUACAGUAUAGAGCUGCUUUCUCUUUCUUUGAUACAGACAUUAGACAACGAAACCACUGAACCAAACUGACUGCUAGGAACACUCAUUUGCUAAGCCUGAGGUGGAGUUCCUUGAUGUUUUAAAAUGGUCCUGAACGUCACAAACAGGAAUGUAUCCUUGCUCCUUCUUACACAAACUCGCCAGCACAUUAAUGAGGGUUAUAUAUGUAUGGCAAGACGUGCACAUACAAACCAUAAAAUGCCCAUUGCAGGAAAUGAGGAAGUUUUUAUGCACAAUGUUAUAUCAACAGCAGCAAUACAAAACAUCAUUCAGACAGGCAGAGAUAUUUUUAGUGCCUCCUAAUGCAUGCUGGGUCGCUUUGCCCAGACAGCAAAGCACUUUGUGUUUAUAUAGCUUUGUACCCUUCUGCUUUCAAGUAGAUAAUAUAAACCCUUGUAACAAAGCUGGAGCCUGAGAGGGGUAGGAAAGAGCAUGGCUUGCCCGCCAACUUUAGGAGGGCCUUGGGGAGAAAUGGCACAAAGAACUCCUUCAAAACAAGUGAGCGAUGCUCUGAGCUGCCCGAACACUGCAGCCACAGAUAGGGACCAGUUCUGCACUAGAUCUCCCUGAUGUUGUGCUGGGAGUUAAAUGCAUGACAGAUGUGGGAAGAAAGGAACCGCUGAGCCCAAGGCAUGGGAAGAUCUAGGGAGGUGGUGCAGAGAAGACUUGAUUGGCUAGGAAAGAUGGGGGGGUCUCUUUUAGACUGAGGCCCACAUUUCCAAGGGCCACAGGCCAGUGGUAGAUGAGGCCAGAGACAAAACUGAGCAGAGCAACUGGUGUGGCUUACCACUGCACAGCAGGCAACAUUCCAGUCAAGCAAAAGCCUGAGGUUUCAACAUAACCAGGAAAUCAGACAAGGAGGCCUUUGAAGAUUGCAAGAGAUUUCAGGCCAUCUCAUUAGGCCUGUUUUGGAUUCAGGUGUCCACACACACACACACACACACACACACACCGCAAGGAGCCUCGUGAAACUUGCUUUUGUCUAAUCUCUACUUAAGGCACACACCAGUGUUAGAAUGGGUGGGAGGAAGGAGAAAAUAUUGCAUUAUGUUCAUGAGGCUGAAUUGGAAAGCACACAUUACAAAUUUUGCCUGAUGGUCAGCUGAUAACUAAAGUGGUAUUAUGCAGGCCCCAUUGUUUCUUGUGUGGUUGCCAUCCCAUUGUCAUGGGCUUUGAAAUUUGGUGGUCUGUUUCAGCUCAGACCUUACAAAGCAUCACCUAUACCUAUUUAGGUUCCUGAAUAGAAGUGGUUAUUGAGUGUGGGGUGUUUAAACGUUUCUCUCCAUUCUUUGUCUACAGAUCUGUAUUACUUCAGAAAAGGAACACGACGGCUUUAUCAAAGUAUGCAGUGGAAAGAAAAAGGGCUUUGUCCCCGUAGAUGCCCUAGAAAACAUCUGAGUUUUCCCUGUUCAACCACUUCAGUUAUGAUGCUUUGCUGGCAAGACCUGCCUGCCUCAUCUUGCACUGUGUAACCCCCAAUGAAGCUGUCUUGCAGAUGACCAAGGAAAUCAUAUGACAACCACAAUGAUCAGUUGAUAUCAGACAUUUAAGCAACAAGAGAUGGUUGGUCAACAACAAUCAGGAAUGGAGCCAGACAAGAGUGGUACAAGGCUUAGGAAAGGAAUAGCUUGUUUACUUUUUAAAAUAAGUGAAAAGUUAAACUGGAUAAUUUUUUUGAGCAAGGCUGCUAACUAUUACACUGAUGGGAACAGAGAACUAAACUUAGAUUUGCACCCUGUUCACGUGUCUUAAGAAAACUGGGACUUCUUUCUCAUUUGAAGUGUGAUUGAAUGAGUAAGGGUUCAGACCUUUUCCUUGUAUUACUACAGCUUGAAGUAUAUAGUGUGAGUCUGGUCCUAAAAUGUUGUCCAUGGUUUUAGCGAAUCGGCAUAAUGUUUGGUUCUGACUUUUUUCCGUUUCAGUAACAAGGCAGUUUGGAUGAAUUGUGGAGCUGUUGGUUUAGGAAACAGUUUGUGGUCUGGACUUCUCUGUGAUUUUUGAUAUAUGUUGCUGUGGCGAUCUUGUACGUCCUUUGGGUUUCUUGUAUACAAGCAAAGAUUUUAGCACAUGUUGGAUGUAAAUGUUUAAACAUCUGAUGAACAAGCACUGUUUCCCCAAAGCAGGCCUACUCCAAAAUAGUCUUUCCUUUUCCUUCUGUAGGAAGGAAGCAGGUCUCAGAAACAAGAAACUGGGUUGCAGAAUUUUUCUAUUUUUCUGAUAUUGUUUGAGCAUAUUUUUUAAUAUAUAUGUGUAUAUAGCAUGUUCCUGUUUAUAUGGUUAACCAAUUUCAUUUCACAACAGGGGGAAACAGAUUCUAGCUGACAAAAAACAAUGAGUGGAAUAAAAACAUACUGAGCUAACACAUUUGUGAACAAAAGCAACCAAAUUCAAAAGACCAAAGGUGUUAGCAAUUCACCUUGAAGCACAUGCCAGAAACAAGUUAGGCAUAUUUCAGCUUAUUGACUUACAAGACUUAAGCACGCCUAGUUUUGGAAUCUGGCCACAAAUGGAAACUGCAGCUAUAAAACCAGAAUUUCACCCACGGUUUCAAAUUGUGGUUCAACGAGCAGUCUAGUCAGACGUUCUGUCUGCAUCAAGGAAUCAUCCUUGAGGCUGUGCAGAAAUUACAAGGUACACAAGAAUUCAGAGACUUAAGUAACAAGGAAUCUAUCGUUGCCCAACAUUUACUGUUUUAAGAGUUCCAAGCCCCUCUCGUUCUUCUUUUUAUAAAUCAACUAUCUAGAAAUUCCCCUUUGAACAAGUUUUACCAGCAUGUUUAAAACGUGCACACAAUCUCAAAGGCAAUAUAAACAUAAGGGAAGGAAAAGAAGGCGGUGAGAGUUACACUUGUAAAGGAUGAAAGGGUUGCAGACAAUGGCGAUUUCCCCUUAGCCAAUUGACCAUGGUAUCGUGUGUGACAGCUCCACAGAAAAUCAUGUGCCGCCCUUAAAACACUUCAGCUCUUUGGCUGAAGAACAGGGUUGGCUAACCUGAGGCCCAGGAGAUAUUGCUGGACUGCAACUCCCAUGAUCUCUGACCACCAACUCUGCUGGCUGGGGCUGAUGGGAGUUGGAAUCCAAGAACUUCUGGCAGUUAGCCACAGGUUAACCAUCCCUGCUGAAGAAAAACAACAACUCCACAGUUGUACACUUUUGAAAACUGCUUAGCUGGCAGCUCUUAAGCAAGAAGCACGUAGCUGUAUUCCAGUACCUCUAAGUACAUCUGUUCAACCUUCACCUCUUGCCUUGCACUCCAAUCUGUGGCUGAAACCCAGUGCGUAUUUGCUACCAGAGAUGGUGCAGCUGGGACGUUCAUGGCCACUUUUUUGUACUUAGCAAAGGGCUCCUGUGUCUAGCAUAUACUCAACUCUGCAUCCCGGUCCUGCAGUUACAUUUGCCGACAUGGAAAUGCUGAAUGUGUGCAUGGCUCAUCCGUACAACAGGAGCCAUAUGUGGGCUUAUAGGUCCAUGUAUAUAUCUGAGUAGCUUGAAGAAGUUUGCCUGUUACUGUAUGGAGUAGAAUUGGACACUGAUGACAACCAUUCCAUCCAUUUUCUAGCUCUUGAACAUGUAAAUAGUAAAGCCAUCCCCCAAAAGAGAAGGGAGAUUCAGCUUCAUAUCUUUUAAUAUAUAUACUAUAUAUAUAUAUAUAUAUAUAUUUGCGAUUCCUUUUUUUUUUUUUGCAUAGGAAAACCAGGCAACUUAAAAUGUAAUCCUAUGCAUGUCUGCUCAGAAGUUAAGUCUCACUGAGUUCAAUGAGGUUUACUCCCAGGUAAGUGGCUAUGGGAUUGCAGCCUUAGUGUUAGGAAACAAAAGUCCCUUAUAACAAAGGGGAAGAACAGCAGACGCAUUAUCGACACAGCCUCUUUUAUGUCAUGGCUUUAUUUGACAUUUACUGAUCUGAGCAAAGUGGGGUCCUGCAAUGCCUGCCGAAAAAUCAAACUCAGUGCUAUAGUUAGUGUCUUCUGAUCCGCAAAGACUAGGUCAAAUUAUACAUCCAUCCAUACAUGCUACUGUUUACUUGAAUGCAACAUACUGUGAUUCUGUCCUGUUUCAGUGGCUUCUGUUAAUUUCAAGUUCCUCCUUCAAUCCUGCUUCAUAGGAUAAAGAUGAAUAUUACUUUCAGUUCACAAUGGCCUUUAAUCAACGUCUCAUUUCUUUUGAUACUAAGCAAUAAAAUAAAGAUUUUUUGUAAGAAAAAAA
Molecule: messenger RNA, 74221 nt
Organism: Podarcis lilfordi (Lilford's wall lizard)
Lineage: Eukaryota; Metazoa; Chordata; Lepidosauria; Squamata; Lacertidae
Source: the annotation of a GenBank genome assembly